GCGGCGGCAACAGGAGCGGCAGAGGCGGCCACCCCAUCUACCGGCGCAACGCCAAGUACAGGAAGCUGCAAAACUAUCUCUACAACGUGCUGGAGAGGCCCCGCGGAUGGGCGUUCAUCUACCACGCCUUCGUGUCCAGUCUUCUUCAUUUCUACUUUGAACAUCUACUUAUAUGAUCUGAAGUAAAUGGCCUAAGCAUCAUGGUCAGUGUUGGUAAUAUCACAUCAACUCUGGAAAUCCACUGAAACCUGGAGCCCGAGGACAAAGGUCCAGGUGAGUACUUUUUUUAGUAUAUUGUGGUGUUUCACAAAGUGUUCACUUGACUUUGAACCUAAGAGAAAUAAGACUUUGCAAAAUGACACAAUAUACUAAAAAUAUUUUUUAAAAGUAGCAACACUUCCCGUUCUCCCAACCCCACAUUUCUUGAAUUGUCCUGACUCAGCAUAGACUGACUGCAUGCUCCAGUGGACUUCCGUAGUUGUUGUGAAAUCACCAGUAUGGCGUAAGUAACACUUCUCAGAUACAAUUAAUAUGGUGCAUGCCCUCAUCAGAAACAUCGCAUCCAGAGGUGGAGAGUUGUGGUUAGGAUGGGAGCCACUUUUUCUCCCUGUAACCAAAAUUAGUCAAAAAUGAAAAUCAGCCAAGAAAAGAACCAGGACUGCCUGGAAGUUAUUUCUCAUCAGCACUUCUAUUUAGCUUUGGGAUUUUUUGGAUUUUAUUUGCACUUCAGAGCUGUAUGUAAAAUGCAGGGAUGGGAGGGAAACUAUUUGGAUGUAUAACACCAGUCCAGGCAGUAAGUGGAAUCAUUUUAUGGAUAUAUCACACAUACACACACAUAUAGAUAUGGAUAUUUGGAUUGCAUGCUCUACUUGGGGUUGCCUUUGAAGAGGGUUCAGAAACUUCAGCUAGUCCAAAGAGCUUGCUAAAUGGGGCUAGCUAAAGGGAUCACACAACUCCCCAGUUGCAGCAGCUCCUUGCAACAGCUUCUUGCUCCCUAUUUGUUUUCAAGCAUAAUUCAAAGUGCUGGAACAUGACCUAUAAAUCCCUAUAUGGCUCAGGUCCAGGCUAUUUGGCAGUUCAUAUCUUCAAUGUACAAACUUGCUUGGGCUCUGAGAGGUCCUUCUCUCAGUCCCACCAUCAUUGCAAUCAUGGUUGAUAUUGAUAUGAAAGAGACCCUUGAACAGUGCUGUUGUUUUAAUCCAUUGCUUUACGUGGGAUGCACUAGUUCUGCAUCUAAUCUCAUUAGACCUUUGAGGCAAGGAUGCUGUUUUGAACCAUUGCUUUCAAUAGGAUCCUAUUAUUCUGCAUCUAAAACCACUGGAUCCUUGAAACAGGGAUGCUGUUUUAAAUCAUUUCUUUCCAUAGGAAGGAAUAAUCAUUUCUAUAAACAGGGAUGACAUCUCUCUGCUAAGUAUAAUAUUAUAAUUGGGACAAACCAGCAAAAGGAAACUGCCUGUUCUCUGUUCUACAAUGGCGUUAUUACGCUAUAUCUGUCAUUAAUAUUUUUUAAAGAAAUCUGCAAAGGGAAGGAGUUAUUAUGCACUUCUGUAAAGAGGGAUGACAGCUCAUUGCUAAAAACAGCUCGCUGCUAAGGGCCACCCUUUGGAACACCCCUUUUCACCAAGGCAAGUUCCGAAAUAGCAGAUACUGCCACAGACCCCAUCACAUAUUGCUUUGAGCCAAAAUAACAGGUCCUUAGCGUUAUUGUGGCUAAAUUCACAAAUUCUCCCAGAGAUUAUAGAUCUGCUCAAUUUCACAAUUGCUCUGUGGUUCUGUGACUGGGGGGCAGGAACGAUGACCGGAAGUUGUCUUAUGGCAGCCGUGACUCCCAGUAAAUUUACCAUGAUUGCCAGUAAAAUGGGAGGGGAAAACUGUAAGUGUGAUGAGGUGGUAAAACAUUCUCCUGAUUUUAAAGCAGAGACUUUUAAAUAGAGGGUGGGGGAAUGAGACUUGUAGGGUAUUUGAUUAUUUUAACAAUUUUUAAUUUUUACAUGUUAUAAGGGAUAUUAAUUGACUGGUUUGUUUAAUCCUAUUUUAAUAUUUGAAUGUUGUACAUUUUAAAUUGCAAUGUUUUUUUAAUGUUGUAAGCUACUUCGUGUCUCAGCUGAGAUAAAAUCAGAAUCAUAGAAUCAUGGAAUCAUAGAGCUGGAAGAAACCUCAUGGGCCAUCCAGUCCAGCCCCCUGCCAAGAAGUGUUGUUGUUGUUGUUGUUGUUGUUGUUGUUGUUACCCAAAACUCUGCUUCUGCUGCAUAAUGUAUAGAGCAUAAAACAUGAGAGGGAUGUUUAUACUUGCUAAUAUAGUUUCUUGAAGCAACAACUGAGACGUAUAAGUUAUAAAACAGAAUAACAGUUUUUUGCACUACACAUAUUUCUAUACAACCUAUCAAAAUAUUUUCAAAUUACAACUGAACAUUUGAGUUAUUAAUCAGGUAACCUUUGUACUUUUUACCCUUUUAUUUGCACUUUCCUAGUAAUAGUCAGAAAUGCAGUGGCCAUGCUAGCUGGUGAAUUCUGGGAGCUGUAGUCUGAAAAGUAAAUUUUCCAGUCUGGCACAAACUAUAAAUGGACAUUGCAUGUUUUAACAAUGAAAAAGCUUGCAAUUAUGACCCCUCUGCCAUGGUUGUUUUUAGCUCUCUUUUCUAGGACAGAUAUGACAUCUUUCCUCUUUCUUUGAGUCCAGCUCAGUAUCUGAGACAUGAACAAUUACCUCCCUUGAGGGUCCUCACAUGAAUAAAUAAAUGCCUUCUUCAUCUUUGUAACUGGAGCUGGUCUCAAUAUCAGAUUAGUCAUUGCCUCUUUGUGCAGCCACAUCAGAUAUGCCUUCUGGUUCAUGGUCACUGUCCUUAUCACUGAAUUUCAAGAUUUCACUUUCUAAAUCUCCAGACACAUCCAGACAGAUGGCUCCUAGUAUCGCCAGUCAAAUGACAUUUUGCAACUAGUCUAGUUUUCCCUUCUUAAUGGAUUUUUUUGAGAUAAGAAAAAAGACAGAAGAAUUAAUUUGACUGUUACAAAUUGAAAGCAGGAGCAUCUCCUUCCCUGUCCAAUUCUCUGAAUGAGGCAUGAUGCAACUGUAGAAUAAAUUUCCUAUCUAAAAAUAUUUCUUUUAUCAGAGGUUUUCUGAACUUCUCUGAAGAAGUCUGAUUUGUUGCCCUACUUCAGCCAGCACAAAGUGAAUUUAGAACCAGUGUGUAUAGAUCAAUGAUGAAUCUUGAGCCCUUAUAGAUGUGAAUCUGUUUGUUUCAUUAAUGAUAGACAAAUCUUUGGCAUGUAACUAAAAGGGGAAAUGAAUCUAUCAUUGAGAUUUAAUAUUGCAUACACACAUGUCUAGAACUAAUUGUUACAACUAGAAUAAUUACAACUAGAGACACAUUGAAUCACUGGGGCCUGCAUAAUUCUUGAUUUAGUACACUGCUAGGCGCUUUGGGUCCCAUAUGGGAGAAAAGCAAAAUGUAAAUUCAGUCACAACUGAAUUUAACCAAAUACCAGUUAAAAUAAAUAAAAACAAGUGCAGUUUAAAAUAUACAAAAUGUUGUAACAUUAAAAUACAAUUUAACUAUAAUAUUGAAUAGCUAUUGAAUUAAACACAGUUUAAAAUGCAUUUAUUUUGUAAAGCACAGCAUGAAUCUGUUAAAAGCCUUUCCCUCAGCAGUGAGUCAACCGCCAUUAGAACAAGUUAUUUGGUUCUUUUCUUUCCUGCUUUCUUUCAUGUGUAUUUUAAUCUAUAUUGAAUGGUUUACAUUAUUGGCAUUAUUCUACUUUGAUCAAUGCAGUAAGUGCUAUUCAAGUGAAUAUUUCUUUCUUUUCUUUUACUUCAGAGCAAUCAGGAACAGUUGCAUUGCAAUUCAGAGGUUAUGAAUUAAAGCCUGAGAAAUCUAUGCUAAGAAUAUAGUAUAUAGUAUUUUAAUAUGCUAGAGUCUAGAAAGUUAAUAUCAACUAAACAUUGAACUGAUGUUGCGUGUUCCUUCCAGGUAUUUUAGGAAAGAACCUUAAGGAAAAUCUUAAUUGUGUCAUUUGUAAUAAGCACUCUGGUGAGGUAACACUGUGCAUACAAAUCUGACUGUGAAAAAAAAUAGAAGCCAUGGAACAAGCACUAAAUGCUACCCUUCAUUAUUCUUUAUCAGGACAUUGGCUCCAGUCCAUUUUACAUUAGAUGCAUUUAAACUCCCAUUGAAACCUAUUCAACAAAUCAUUACAGAUAUUUUCAUUAGAGCUCUGUAUAAAAUAGUUCCUAUCAUGUGUUGUGUAUAUUCUUGCUAUGUGCGAUAUUUCCUAUGUGGUUAGCAGAAGCUCAGUUUCUAAUGGCAUGCUUAAAUGCAUCCUUCUGUAAAACAGCUGGGAAGGAAUAAUGUUAUGUUGCUGAAGCCUGGGGGUGCCUCUACACUAUAGAAUUAAUGCAGUUUGACAGCACUUUAACUACCAUGACUCAAUGGGAGUUGUGAUUUGUGAGGCAAUAUUGCUCUGGCCCAGUGGUUCUCAACCUGUGGGUCCCCAGGCCUACAACUGCCAGAAAUCCCAGUCAGUUUACCAGCUGUUAGGAUUUCUGGGAGUUAAAGGCCAAAACAUCUGGGGACUCACACAUUGAGAACCACUGUUCUUGCCAAAAAGGCUAAAAACUUUGUAAAACUACAAAUCCCAUGAUUCCAUUGAACUGAACUAUUGAAGUUAAAAGUGGUGUCAAAUUGUGUUAAUUCCAAAGUGUAGAGAUACAUCCUGGAUUUUUUUCAGUAAAAUAAAUCCUCUCCCCAUGUUUACCAUGAAAGAGGCUAGAAGCAGAGUGAAUAUGAGUUAUGAAGCAGGAGAUGUUUCAACAAGCUAGCCAUCCACAACUGCCUCCUUACCCUUCUCAAAUUUUCUUCAAGCAGUUUUUCACCUCAAGCUAAUUGUAGAGCAGGAGAAAAAAAGCUGACGUAGUGUCUUGGGGCCUCAUUACACUUGAGCAUUUUCCCACUUCAAUCCACUUUAAAUGCUGUGACUACCUCCUGCAGAAUUCUGGGGCUUGCAGUUUAGGGAGGCCCAGGGCUUCUCUGGAUGAGCAGUUUAAAGGCCCCUCCCUAAACUACAAGCCCCAGAAUUCUGCAGGAGGUAGUCACAGCAUUUAAAGUGGAUUAAAGUGGAAAAAUGCCUUAGACAAGCAGAAUUCUCCCAUUUAAACAUGAACACUGUAUUAUAUAGCUAUCUUCUUCAAAAAUGUGAUCUCUUCAGAAGAAAAUAUAUUCAUCAUGUUCUUAAACAGCAACCCUAAUCUCUUUUCAUAGUUACCACAUACAAGCUAUGCGUUAUACAGGAUAUGCGUUAUACAGGAAGGCACUUUGGUUGCAUUUUUGUUUUACUUUUUAAAUAAAUUGACACUGUAGACAGUGCAGUCAUUUAUAUACCUGUUUUCUUGAAGAAAUAUAUGACAAAAGGAAGUACUGCGUCCUCCUAAGAAAUGCAAGCACUUUGAAAUGGUCAGUGCAGGAAAGGAGAUGAGUCGCUGCCAUUGUUCCUUGCCAGCCACAGAACUCCCUCUGAGCACCUAGCCAUCGUGGUUGCUGAGGUCAGAAUGGAUUGCUUUAGCCCUUCUUUGCUGAUUGCAUAGCUGCCCCAUUAUAACCACAGUGCAAUGGUCAAGAGAUCGCAGGGAGCUCCAUGUGCGGUUCCCAUCUUUAUCAAUCUGUAAUACUGUGGACUGACCUUGGAUUAAGCAGUGCCUAAAUCAAACCAAGCCAUGCUGGUACUAGAGCUUAGUUUUUGAUACUAGUAAAAAGAUGGAUGUGCUCAUCUGUGAUAAGUACAUGAGAUUUAUUAAAGAAGCCACACUGAUCCCUUCCAUAGAGAGUAGUUUCUGUGGAAAUAGAUCUGUUACCACACAAUACAGCAAAAUGCAGAAUUUGCCUUUUUACUUCCUUGUAAUUUUGCCGGUUUAUCCUGAUCCACAAUCUGUCUGGUUCCAAGUAUUUUGGACAAAAGAUAGUCACAUAUUUUGUUGAUGCUUAGACAAUAGGCAAUUUGCAUGUAAAAUAAAUGAAUACAAUAUUAAAGUGCAACAGUAUAAACAGUAUAAAAGUGCUACAUAAAAUACUUGUCCUGUAGAUUUGGCUUAUUGAAAUUCAAUACAAUUAAAUUGUUACACAACACAUUAAAUGUAAACACAUAAAAUUUAUAUUUUAUUUAAUACCACCAAUCUAUAUUACCACAAAAUAACAUACCGUAUAUACUCAAGUAUAAGCCGACCCAAAUAUAAGCCGAGGCACCUAAUUUUACUACACAAAAAUUGGGAAAACAUUGACUCCAGUAUAAGCCGAGGGUGGUAAAUUUCAGAAAUAAAAAUAGAUACCAAUAAAAUUACAUUAAUUGAGGCAUCAGUAGGUUUUUGAAUAUUUACAUAAAGCUCAAAUUUAAGAUAACUCUGAUCAAAUCAUUAUUCUCAUCUUCAAUGUAAAUGUGCUUAUGUAUCCUUUUAAUAAUGUAAUAAUAAUAAUAAUAAUAAAUACAUGAGUAAAAUAAUAAAUGCAAUAAGAAGAAGAAGAAGAAGAAGAAGAUCAGAGUGAAAUAAUAAAUGUAUUAAUAAUAAAAAUAAAAAUAGAGUAAAAUAAUAAAUGUACCAUAUAUUCUCCAGUAUAAGCUGACCCAAAUAUAAGCCAACCAGGACCCUCACCCGAGUAUAAGACGAGGGGGGCUUUUUCAGUCUUUUAAAAAGGGCUGAAAAACUAGGCUUAUACUCGAGUAUAUACAGUACAUUCAAAAAUAUAUGAGAGGGAAAGAAAAACACCAAGAAAAUAAAAAUUAUUAUUCCACCAAAAUGUAGGUUAAAUUAAACAAGAUUAGAUAGUGUCUUCCCCAGAGCAAUCAACUGCAAUGUUAGAAAUAAAUGUUCCUCAAAUGUUCAUUCAUACCAAGGUAAAAAGAGAAACCUUACAAGUUACUAUGCAUAAAGGAUGCCCAUCUUGUACUGUAUCUGGAAACAGUCUAGCAAACCAUCCUAGCAUACUUGAUAACCAAUAAAACUAUUAGAAGAAGACUAACUAAUCUUCAGUUAUUUUUCUUCCAAAAACAGAUAUGCAUAAUUUCAGAAAAUAUAACACAACAUUUCCUUUGUCAUUUGUUACUACUGAUGGAUGUAUAAAAUGAAGGGAUAGGACUAAGAAUGCCAAUCAUCAUUUUUUGUGGAAUGAGUACAGGAGUAGGGCACGCAGUUUAAUCGAAGUGUGAAAUUGAGUCCUUUGUCACACCAUCCUGUCCAAGAAAGGCUGCAUAAACAUGUUUUCUGUUCAGUCACUAAAUGUAGAUGAAAGCCUUAAGGAUAACUUCUUAUAUUUUUACCAGUAUAUUCAUUUCCCAAUGGUUUAUUAUAUUUAAUACCAGCAAUCUAUUUUACCACAAAAUAAACAUUUAAAAAUAUAGGCGAGGGAAAGAAAAAAACAAAGAAAAGAAAAAAUGAUUAUUCCACCAACACAUAUGUAAUACAUAAUCUGACUCAAGUUGGUAAAAGCUAUAACCAUAACUUAAUUACACCAUUAGAGUUUGUCUUUCCUGCAAUAUCUAUGCAUUUUUCCAGUCUUCAGAAAGUCUUCAUCUGGCAUACUAGUAUCUUUAGAAGCCACAUUAAUUUGUCCAUUUGCGUCAACUCAGCAAGUGAAACAAUCCGUUCUUCCAUCAUUGGCGCUUUGGUCUGUUUCCAAAUUUGAGCAAAGCAUAGACUUGGUGGCGUUGUCCUUUACAAUCCAAAUCUUUAACAAUAAUGCUCAGCAGAAAUAUUUCUAGUAUCAUUACAAUGUCUAGUUUUAAUUUUUGAAAUGAACAAAAUCUUAGACCAGUAAUUUUUCACCUUAUUGCAAGUACAUCAGAUUUGAAAAAGAAAUUCUCCUUUUCUUGUCAUUCCCAACAUUGCUAUGAAAAAUUCUAAGGACCUCAUCACACUAGAGUUUGGAGCCUUUAAACAGCUCAACCAGACAGGUCCUGAGUCUCACCAAACUACAAACCUCAGAAUUCUGCAGGAGGCAGAAACCAGAUUUAAAGAGGAUUCAUGCUCUGGUGUGAUGAGGCAGUAAGAUGCUUUUACUGCUUUUGGGGGUGGGGGCAGGAGGGCUUAGUUACCAACUAUAUAUUAUCUUUUGCAGGUUUGCUUAUAUAUUUUUGCACAAAGUAAAUUUUAUCUUUGCAUCAUAUUUUCUCUCCUGCAUUCAUACAGACAUUAUGCCCAAACCCUUUGGGCUCACUGUAUCCCAUACUCUUGUCCGACUUCAUCAUUGGUCUCUAGUUUCAGAAGGCAUUUAUAUACAUUUAUUUGUUUGUUUAUUUAUUUAUUUAUUUAUUUAUUUCGCAUAUUUGUAUCCUGUCCUUCUCAUCCUAAAAGGGGAACUCAGCACAGACAUACAGCAGGCAGCAAUUUGAUGCCGAUACAUAUAAAUAUAAAAUAAACAGAUACAAUUAAAACGAUACAAUUAAACGUUAAUUAAAACAUAAAUUAAAAUCACACAAUCCAGAUUGUAGUCUGAGUCCUGUCCAAUUGUCAAUUCCAUUAAUCCGUGAUCAUCAUUGCACUGUUUCCUGGUUAAAUGCUUGCUCCCACAGCCACUUCUUAACUUUUUCCUGAAAGACAGGAGGGAGGGGGCUGACCUGAUUUCAUCGGGGAGGGAGUUCCAUAAACGAGGGCUCACCACUGAGAAGGCCCUGUCUCUCUUCCCAACCAAUCGCGUUUGCAAAGGUGGUGGGACCAAGAGCAGGACCUCCCCUGAUGAUCUUAACUUCCGAGGUGGGCCAUAGCAGGAGAUACAUUCGUACAGGGCCAGAUCCGUUUAGGGCUUUAUAGGCUAAAGCCACCUCUUUGAAUUGUGCUUGGUAGCAGACUGGCAGCCAGUGGAACUGGCAUAACAGGGGGGCUGUAUGCUCCCUGUAUGCUGCUCCAAUGAGCAAUCUGGCUGCCGCCCAUUGGAACAAUUGAAGCUUCUAGAUAAUCCCACAUAGAGCACACUGCAGUAAUCUAUUUGGGAUGUAAUAAGAUCGUGGGCCACUGUGGCCAAGUCUGACUUCCCAAGGUACAGGCGCAACUGGAGCAUAAGUUUUUAUAGUUCAGGAACUCCCCUGGCCACUGCCAAGACCUGGAAUUCCAGGCUCAAGGAUGAAUCCAGGAUCACUCCCAAGCUGCAAACCUGAACCUUCAGGGAGAAUGUAACCUCAUCCAACACAGGCUGUAACCCUACACCCUGUUUGACCUUAUGAUUGACUAGGAGGACCUCUGUUUUGUCUGGAUCCAAUUUCAAUUUGUUUGCCCUCAUCCAGACCAUCACAGCAGCCAAGCACCAGUUCAGGAUCUGAACAGGCUCCUUAGUAGCAUAUCCAUUACAUAUUCAUCAUCUUAACAAAAUUUUGAGUUGCAUACAUAAUUACAUAUUUUGCAGUCUGUUGUACUUCAUGUUUGUCUUUUUUUUUAAAAAAAUGAAAUAAAACCAUACAAUUCACCAUUCAUAUAUUUAGGAGUUAGAUUUGGGGGUCUCAUUCUUUAAAAUUUCUGAGACUUGGCAUAGUGAAGGAUUAGAGCAAGCUGCUGAUAAAUAUUCUGUCAGUUCAUCAAGUAAUUUUUUCAUGUUCUUGUAAGUAGUUGGAGGUUAUCUUAAUAUGCUGUCGUGUGCCUUCAACUCAUUUCUAAUUUAUGGUGGCCAUAAGAUGUACUCAUCACAGGUGUUUCAUGGCAGAAAUUGUUCACAGGGGGUUUCCCUUUGCCUUCCUCUGAAACUAAGAGAACGAGCCUUGGCCAAGGUCACACAGUAGGUUUCCAUGGUCAAGCAGGGAUUCAUAACUUGGCCUCAUAGUGUCCUAAUCCAGUACUCAAACAACCACACCAAACAUACUCUCUAUCUUAAUUGGAUCCAGGCAAAAUAUCGCAACCAUAUGCAAGCUUUCAAGGUCCCAAUUUUUUUUUAAUUAAGAUGUGUGGUUCAAAAGGUUUGAAGAAAACUGAGGAAAUCAAAAAGUGUACAUUUUUGUGGCAUUUUAAUUUGCCUCAAAUAACAUAUUAUCCCAUUACAGCCUUUAGCUUUUUUAAUCUCCAUGGGCCAACAUAGCUGCCAUUUUUAAUGUAAUAUAUUAUCCCCAAUGCAGUGUGAUAAAAUCAAAGAAUGCUUGAAAUUCUGAUGCCCAUUGCAUAUUUAUGUUUAAAAGGGUUUCCAGUCCUUGACCAAGAAGCAGGAUGUCAACCUGCUGUAGCAUGGCAAUUUAGGUCUUAUUUCACAAAAUGCUCAUGUAAAGCAUAAUAAUUAUCUAAAGCAGGAGGGGGCAAAGUGUAGCUUGCCUGGAAUCAAUAUUUCUUCCCCAAAAUGCCCUCAAUGGGGAAUGGGAGCAUUUCUGUUGCAUGUUUUCUCUUCCCCAAGCCAAUUUACUAGGGGACAUUUUGAAACAGGAACUGGGAAUGACUUCUACUUCCUGUGUUUAAAAGCCCUAUCCUUGGCCAGAGGCGGUUCAACCACCAGGCCAACUAGGCAGUUGCCUGUGGCGCCAUCUUGUUGGGGGCGCCAUCGAGGCAACUCCUGUCUCCUGUGGCCUGCCUCAGGAAAACUGCUUGAACUGCUUUUUCUGUUGAUUUGUUGUAAAACAUGAUGUUUUAGUGCUUAAUUUGUAAAAUCUUAAUGUAAUUUGAUGUUUAAUAGGAUUUUCCUUAAUCCCUCCUUAUUAUCAAACAUUUUCGCGUAUCCAACACUUUUAUUUUUCAGUGAUUGGUGUGGGGGGAGGGGCGGUGCCAAAAUUCUGUUCUCCUACACUUGAAAAAUACCUAGGGCCGGCUCUGUCCUUGGCCUACAAUGGCCAAUGGACCCUACAAACAUAUUGAAAAAUGCCUCCCACACCUGCUAGAGGGCAUUUAGGAGCAAAAGGAUUGAUUUGCGGAGUGCAGGGUAUAGGUUCUUCUGGGGUGAUAAUGCGACUCCCAAGCCUUCGAAAUUGCUCAUCCCUGAGAGCAACAUAUAUAUAUUAGCAUCUGCUCAUGCAGAAUGACUGCUUUUCUUAUAUACCCACAAAAUGUAUGUUCAAGUAUAGGACCAAAAAAGAAAACUGCCUUAUCUGUGCUCACAUUCUGCACAUGGUUACUUCAUAAAUCAAGUUUCAGUGAAAUCCAGAGUGGAGGCUGGUUUGCAAGAAUGAAAGAUUUUCAGCUCUACAUGUAUAAAAGGUAAAAGUAAAGGUUUCCCCUGACAUUAAGUCCAGUUGUGUCUGACUCUGGGGAUCGGUGCUCAUGUCCAUUUCUAAGCCGAAGAGCCGGCGUUGUCUAUAGACACCUCCAAGGUCAUGUGGCCGGCAUGACUGCAUGGAGCGCCGUUACCUUCCCACUGGAGCGGUACCUAUUGAUCUACUCACAUUUGCAUGUUUUCAAACUGCUAGGUUGGCAGAAACUGGGGCUAUGUACUUAAAGCCUACAUAAGCUGACACAUAAAAAUGAAUUUCAUCAUAGUCACUUCAGCAUUUUUCAGUGGAGGGAAGACUGGUCUUACAGACUCCAUCUACACUGCCAUAUAAUUCACGUUGAAACUUCAUUAUAUGGUCAGUAUAGACUCAUAUAAUGCAGUUUAACUGCAUUAUAUAGCAGUGUAGUUGGGGCAGUGUACAUAUGAUGAGUUUGAAGAAUGUAGUAGUAAGGUGGAGGAAACACACUAUGUGUCAGGAAAUUGGUAGCAUACAUUUUCCAAAAAAAGUUAAAUUGACUUUAUUCCAUUUGCUAACAUAUUUUUUGAAUUAUAGUGCUGACAGACCAUACAUGUUAGUGACAGACAAAUUACAGUUUGUCAGGUAAUUUAAUGAGACUGGAGUACUCUCUGAGGGUGUUCAGCUUUCUUGAUUUUUACAUGAGGAUUUUUAUAUUGUAGAAAUUUAUAUGGAUAGAGGAAAUAAAUGGAUCCAGAUUUUAGAAAACCUCAACAACCAGUGAUUACAAAUUUUAAUAUCAUAUAUGUAUAAAAUGUUUUUAUCACUUUGCAAUCACCUAAGGUAAAUUACUUAUAUAUGAACAUAUAAAUUACAAUAACAUAAAAUUGACACUGAAGUCUCAAAAAUUCUCAAAUUAAAUAAUGAAACUGUCAAGAGUCAGACGCCAAUUAGCGAACAAAAAUAGAGUUUUUUCAGCAGAUAAGCCAAAAGGUAAUGUUAACACAGAAAAAACCUUGAAACACUUCACUAUCAGUGCUUCAAGAGCAGUUCAAAGAAAAAUAUAAUUCAGCAACACAAGCAGGUAAAAACAAAGCUAAACAAACUUAGUGCAAACUGCACUUUCUGAGUCCAAGCCCUGCCAGCCGGCUCUGUAGUUUUCAAAGGAACAGUUCCCAAAAGAAAACACCAAAUUGGUCAGGAAACAAACAAACAAACUAAGAAUGCAGUAGACUGCUUCCACAAUGUGGAUAAAGCCAAAGGCUCCAAAAGGAUGGUGAAAAGACGUCGUCCGGGAUUCCAAGGUCAGGUCAGGAGAUAACAGCAGUGUCCAAAGAGCAAGCCAGGAGUCAAAAGCCGAUAGUAGUCAUCAAUCACAGGGCGAAGGCAGUAGCAAGGUCAAAUUCCGAUCCAAGGUCUGAAGAGGGUGCAGUCAUCCAAAACAGGUCCACGAUAAGACACAGCGAGAGCCAAGCUAGGUGAUAACAGCAGAUUCAAAUCAUAGUCCAAGUCCAGUCUUCAUGGAAACACAGAGAUCCCAAUGGCGCCUCAGCAACACCUUGCCACACGCAAAGUGCAGUGGCCAAACAUUCCCAUUUUAUUCCCCUUCCUCCUGGGUGACCAAACACUCACACCCAAACACGAGGUGUCCCAAAUCUACUCAGAGUCUGAGCUCCACACAGCUAGAGCUCGUGGAUCUGGAGUACCUAGCAAUUCGUCGGAGUCCCAAUCAUCCUGCCCACACUUAGCCCCAUGAACACUUAAAGAACCAUCCUCCCUUCUCCAAGCAUCCCAAUUGGGAUCAGCUCCUGCAGAAACCCCAGGUUCAGAAGUAUCCAUAGACCCCAAAUACCCAGACAUCUCCGGUGGCUGUGCCCAUUCAGUGCCCGCUUCCCCAGCCACCACCUGUUCCUCAGCAUCCAUCUCCCCAUCUGAAUCUUCCUCAGAAGAUCCCCCAUAUAGCUCUCUAAGUCGCUUCCUGCGCAACUCCUCCAGUGAACCCUCAUCACGAGGGUCUUUUCUUCCUCUUCGAAUUCCAUCACCAUCAACCAUAAUCCCCGAAGGCGCAGUCACAACAGAAACAAUUCAAUUUCAUUGCUAUAAAUUAGGUUAGGAAGGGCUGCUUGAAUGAUAAAAUUUCCCAGUUUCAUGAUACUUUUUUUAAAGGCAUCUCCCUGUAGAAUCCGUUUGGAACUGUGGUCCAGGUUGAGCCAAAGCUAAAUGUUUAAUAUACAGAAGUGUAUUAACUACUGAAUCACAGUAAUGUUCCUCUGGGUUUAUUGGAAAAUAUGCUUACUGCUCCCAUUUCCUCCAAUUAUAUUCAAAUAAAAAUUAUGCUCAGAUAUUGAAGAGACCGGCAGUCAUCCAUUGAAUUGUCAUGAUUAAGAAAUACUCAGGCCUUGAAUAGUUCAGUAAAUUGUUUUAGCAAUUCAGAUUAAACUAAUUAAAACGAAAGGAAGCCUUUGCCACCUGAUUGUAGCUUUUUCUAUCUGUCUUCAUGAGAAUAAAAAUGCAAAGGACCUUCUGUCCUCUUACAGUUUCUCUUGUUUCUAUUUUUAGUGAAGUCAUUUCUUUUUAGAACAUAGGACUGGAAUUGACAUUGAUUGAAAAUGCCUACAUUUAUAGAGAUGCCUGUGAAUAACAGUGAUUUGCCCUAGUUUGUACAACAUGCUUAAGGUGUAUCAUAUCCAUGCAUUCAGUUGAAGUAAUAAAUCAUAGGUUAUUCAGUGCAAUGACUGCACUAAAAAUGUAUGGCCAUUGUAUAGGUUUCUGUACCAAGUCUCUUAAAGCCUUUUUAUCAGUAAGUAAGUAUCUACAGUGGUUAUUUCCUGUAAAUCUCUUGUACUUAUACCUUACAGCUAAAAAGCUCUUUGCAUGCAUUUGCAUUCAUACCUAGGACUUUUGUCCACUCAGAGUUUAUGGUGGGGUAGGGCAAGGGGGAAAUUUUCAUGUAAAAACUGCUACAUCCUUCAUAAUAUUAAAUCCAUAUGGUUGGGCUGAGAAAAACAGAAACUUUGCUGCAUAUGUAAACACAUAUUAUUGUUAUUAGAUUGUGUGUUUUUCCUGACUGGAACUAAUCAAUCCCUGUAUCAAGCUCUUCUAUUACAUCAAUAAGGUUCUUUACUUCAUUAACUCCUGGUGAGAAAACCACAGAAAAUUAAAAGGUCCUUCCCUAGCUGUAUGUAAUCAAUCCUCAUCUAUCUGAUAGACUGAAAUAAUGAGCUUCAGUAUUUAUUUACAAAUGACUUUAUUUUUGGCCCUCCAUAUCCUUGUGUUCUGCAUCCAUGGAGUCUACCAUCCAAAGCUUGAACGUAUUUUUUUAAUUCCAAAAAAGGAAAUCUUAACAUUGACAUUUUAUAUAAGGGACACCAUUUUACUAUGCCAUUGUAUAGAAUGGGAUUGAGCAUCCAUAAAUAUUGGUUUCCACAGGAGGUCCUGGAACCAAACCCCAACAGAUCACAAAUGCUGUAAUUAAAUAAGAACAAGUAAUGCACAAAAAACAAUAUUCUGUGAGUGCAAGAUGCUAUCCAGAUCAUUGUAGAUCAGUGGUUCUCAACCUGGGGUCCCCAGAUGUUUUUGGCCUUCAACUCCCAGAAAUCCUAACAGCUGAUAAACUGGCUGGGAUCUCUGGAGGUUGUAGGCCAAAAACAUCUGGGGACCCACGGGUUGAGAACCACCAUUUUAGAUAUUGAUCUCUCCAUCUAACAAUCCAGGUUAAGACAUGGUAAUUUUACAUUAAAAAUGAAGAAAGACUAGUUUUUUGUGAUAUUUUCACCUAUUUUUUCCUGAUUAUAAGGUAAGUUGCUUUGAUAUUUAAAAGACAGAAAGACACACCAUGAUUUUCAGCAGCCAUCCUCUUUCCCAGCAAGUCUUUACAACCCUCAGCAUCACAUUACUUUUUAAUGUUGUGCUUCAGGCGUUCUAGUAGAAUUAUUGUCAUGAGUCAUAUUUAACCUUUUGUACAAUAUCUGAUUGCAAGCAGAGGGACAGAUGAAGCAUUCUUCAUCCUGAAGUGCACUGAUGGUUUGUGCACUAUGAGGAGACUGGCACACAGAAAACUCUAUCAGAGGUUAAAUCCAGGCACCAUCUAUUUCCUAUUAUCAAUUGGCAUUUUGCUACUCUUAUGAGAAAUUAAGCAACAGCUAUGUUGUGUCAGGUCAAAAUUGCUCCACAGAUGAAGAUAAACCCUACCAAAAAGCAUUUUCAGGUACAAAAGUUUGCAAUGUAGUGUGGCAAUUCUCACCCGGAGCCACAAUGACUAAGCUGAUACUAUUGAACUUUAGAUAUACGUGUAUUGUGAGUUGACAUGACUUAUUGGAAAGGAGGUUAAUAGUUAGGAGCUGGCAGUAGAAAAAGAAGAACACGUUACAAGUAAAUAGACUCAAUCAAAGGAGCCACAGCCCUGAGCUUGUAAGGUAGUAAUAGGAAUUCAUGAUGUCUCUCAUCCAUAAAGUCACUGUAGGUCAAAGCUAACUUGACAGCACACAAGAAGAAGAACAUCUUGAUAUGUACCUGUUUUGUGUUUUCCAGAGGAGAGUGUCAAAGUUGUUACUUGUCUUUUUCCUUACUGGCUUUGUGUGAGCAUCUGCAAUUAUUUAUUACACUUUCCCCUGCCCAAUAGCUGAACUUCUCUGGGCUGAACUUCUAUUUUAAAAGCAAGCAAAAUCAUAACAUACAAGCAUUGCAUAACACCAAUACCAAGCUAAUAGAUACAAAAUCCAGCAGAUCCAAAGACAAAGGCCUUUUAAAACUGAGGGCAAAAAAUAUUGUAAUAAGAUUUUUUUUCUUUUCUACAACAUGAGUAUCUCUUACAUGAAAUGUUUAGAACCAGAAGUGUUUUGGAUCUUUUAAGAUUUUGGCAUAUUUGUUUUUUCAUAAAUGUAUAUAUGAGCUAUCAUGGGAGUAGGACAAAACUCUAAAUACAAAAUUCAUUUGUAUUUCAUAUACAUCUUAUGUAAUCAUGUAAUAUUUGUAAUUAUUUUGUAAUGAAACAAAGUUGGUGUACAUUACACCAUCAUAUUGAUCUGAUCCUAGAUUGAAAUGCUGUAACAUCCAUUGAAUGUUUAAAAAAUCAUAAAAAGUUACUUUAAUCAUGUAUUGUGAUGUUUAACUUUUGUUAAAUUGGUGAAAAUUGGUAUUCUGAUGUGUUCAGCUGCCUGUGAGAAAGGAUGUGGGAAAAUUGGGAUAUAUUUUCAUGUAUGUCGGACAGCUCCUUGGUGAGUCAUUAUUACAAGUCUGUUCAGGCAGAAAUAAUGGAUAUUACUAAACAGCCAGUUGUUGUGUCUCUGAAAAUAGCUCCAUUUGGUCUUUUUACACACCCAAAUUCAAACCUACUGCAUAAGAUUUUAAUUAUCUUUUAUAUACUAGCUGUGAGGUCAGAAAUGCCCAAAAUAUGAAAGAGGGUAAUCACAUAUACAGAUAGGUAUUGUACAGUGCAUAUUUUGCGUGUGAGUGGACAGAUAGAUACCAUCUCAUUUAGCACUGCUUGGUGUCUAUUUAUUUAUGGUGUUAGAAAAAAAGUUCAUCAAAAGUAGCCACCCUCUGCUCAAGAAGGAUUGGGGUGAAUCUUUGCAGGUUGAAAUGUUGACAAAUGUCAAUCAAAUUCAUUGUGUAAUUUUAAAUAGAUAUAGCUUGGAAAUCUGUUGUUCUUCCUACACUGUAUGGAUUUUCUUAAUUAUACCUGUUAUUUCUUAAGUCUUGUUGAAUCCAGUAAUAUCUGGAGAAAAGUAAGUCAUGAUUGUAUGAUAUUAGAAACAACAAGGAAACAAUUAUUUUGUUGCAAAAUUUGUAUUUUUAGAAUUUUUUAUAUUUGUUUUAAAUUGUUAUAAUUUAAUUUGUAAGAUUCUUUAACAUGUAUUUGGCCUAUUUAAAUUAUUUUUAAUAUUUUACAUUUUGUAACUGUGAGAGUCAGCAUGGUGUCAUGGUUUGAGCAUUGUCUGUCUCGGUCUCUGUUUGAUGUGUUUAUGGGCAUUGAAUGUUUGCCCUAUAUGUGUAUAAUUGUGAUGUCUCAUGGGCCUUGUAGUCCCGUUCCUAGUACUAUUGUGGCAGACGAAGAGGAAAACAUGGGAUUUACACCGUUUCAGCCAGAAACGGAGCCCCUGCACCUGCAGGAUGUUUGCCCUCAAGAAGUUACCCAAACAAGCCUUGGGCAGAAUUCUCCCCCGUUUUCUCGAAAGGACAAUUAUAAUAAAGAUAGAGGCGCUAGGGAGGCGAAUCGCCGAAGCGCCAGAAUCGCAGCCAAACAAUUAGCUGAUUAGGUCUGCUUCCCUUGGGAAAUUCUAAGGAGUCAUGCAUCUGGACUAAGUUGGGUUUCACAUCUAGUUCUCCAGGGAAAGUGUUCUUCUGGCGGGAAACGAGACCCUAUUUAGGUGUUUGCCGCAAGGGAAACCUUGCGGAGUCAAUUCGUCAGCUCGAGGAGUGAGAUCGUGUGUGGACUCCAGUUCCUUGUUUCCCGUAUCAAGUUCAAGUCUGCCUUGUCCCACGUUUGCCACGGACCUUGUUUGCUCUUGUUGCCUUGUUUCAAGUCUUGUUCUAGCCAAGUAUCAAGUUUGCUUUCCAGCCUAAUUGCCAAGUUUCUAUGGACUAAAGGACCUUGUCUUCUCCCCACACUUUGCUAGGCAAAGUGUGUGUUUCGGUUAUUGGAUUAUAACUUUGGACUCUAAUAUCACAUAUUGGACAUUAUUUUCCUGGACUAUUUUUGACCUUUCCUGAAAGGUCUACUUCUGAACUAUAUUCUUCACUUGUUUUUAUUGACUUUAUAUAUUUCCUUAAUAAAGAAAUUAGAUAGAUUCUGGUCUCUGCGCAUGGUUAUUGGUGUUCUGCAGCCUGGAUCCUGACAGUUUGACUCCGCCACCCUAAGCACCAAUUAACCUAAGGCCAGAAUGUCUACAGGAACCGGGGCGGAAGCCCAACCACUCAGCUACACCAUUUCCAAGGAAGAAUUCAACAGGAUCCGAGAUACUCUCCGAACACAGGAGGGUGAAACGCGGAGCGCGCCUCCCUGCCCUAGCGCUUCCAACCAAGUUUACUGGAGAAGCCUCCAAGGUUCAUGUUUUCCGUCGCCAGUGCCAGGCGUACAUAGAAGCCCGCCAAGCCGAAUUUCCCCACGAGGAUGUCAAAGUGGCGUGGAUUUACAGUCUCCUAGAUGGGCCUGCGGCCAAUUGGGCGAUGGCGCUGUUUGAUGCGGGUUCCACGCACCUAAGCUCCGCGCAAAGUUUCUUGAACCACCUUAGGAAGACCUGGGGGAUCGAGGACAACGAGGAGGCGGCCGGCCAUAAACUCCGGCGACUCCUUCAAGGGGACAGGCCGUUGUCCCGGUACAUAGCCGAGUUCCGGGUGCUGGCUCAGAACACCGGUUGGAACGAUAUCGCCCUCAGAGGGCAGUUUCGUGAGGGCCUUAACUUCGAGAUGCAGGAAGAAAUCUCUAAGGUGGAUCCUCCAGAGACUCUUGUGAGACUCAUUAAUCAUUGUCUACGAACCGAAGUCCUGCUUGCCAACAAAAAACAGUGGCUCCGAGGUCAGAGUGGAAGAGCCGGGGUGAGACCCCCCGCUUCUACCAGUAUUCAGCCACGACCAGUAUGGAAAUCCCCACCGCCAGCCCCAAACCCCAUGGGAAGCAAGGAAGAACCGAUGCAGUUGGGCAAUGUGCGCCCCAGACUGGAUGUUGCCGAAAAGGCCCGCCGCCAACGUUUGAAUUUGUGUUGGUACUGCGGGAAUGGGGGCCACCUCGCCAGAGAAUGUCCAGCCAAAAGAAAGCCCGCCACCCGCCUGGCAGUGGCGUCCUCCGUGGAGCCAGAGACGGCCGAGGCGGCUGGAGCCAAGCCGGCGGGGGAAGCCAGCGACCGGGCGUAGAGAGGCUCGCCAACCCGGUCAAAAAUCCCACUCAAGAGCCGCAGACGGGGGUCCUAUUUCUCCUAGUGGUCACGUUGUGGUCAGCGAAAAAGGGACCCGUCAUGAUCCAUGCCAUGAUAGACUCAGGAGCAACAAACAAUUUCAUCGAUAGAGAGUAUGCCGACUCUCUGGGAUUACAAUAUCAUGAUUUCAAGAAUGCCCGGGUGGUGCAGGCUAUAGAUGGUCGUCCCCUAAAGACGGGUCCAGUAAGCCAAUGGACUGAACCCACCAGAAUGUGGAUAAGGGAACACAUGGAAGAGAUUUCCUUCUUUGUUACCGAGGUGCCCCACUUCCCUGUGAUUUUGGGAAUUCCAUGGCUGACACUCCACGACCCAAACAUCUCCUGGACCAACAGAGAACUACAGUUUGCUUCAAAGUAUUGCCAAAACCAUUGUCUAGUAGCCAAGGUCUGCCAUGCCACAGACGCUGAGCCCAUCAUCACCUUGCCCAAGAAAUAUUCCGACUUCUGGGACGUUUUCAAUGAAAAGGAAGCCGAGAAACUACCCCCACAUAGACCCUAUGACUGUGCCAUUGACUUGGUGGAGGGGCCCCCGAUCCCGCGAGGACACCUCUACUCCCUGACUGAACCAGAGCAAGAAGCUCUCAGGGAGUUCAUAGAGUCAAAUCUUCGCAAGGGAUUCAUCAGACCCUCUCAAUCCCCAGCUGCUUCCCCGGUGAUGUUUGUGAAAAAGAAGUCAGGGGACCUACGCUUGGUUGUGGACUAUAGAGCAUUGAACAAUAUCACGAAGUGGAACCGCUACCCUCUGCCUUUGAUCUCGGACCUAUUAGACCGGCUUCGAGGGGCCAAGGUUUACACCAAGCUGGAUCUCCGGGGGGCUUACAAUCUAGUUCGCAUCAGGGAGGGGGACGAAUGGAAAACCGCCUUCCAGACCAAAUUCGGAUUAUUCGAGUCCCUGGUCAUGAAUUACGGAUUAUCUGGAGCUCCCGCAACAUUCCAGCAUUUUGUCAACGAUAUCUUCCAGGAUUAUCUAGAUCAGUUCUUGAUCAUAUACUUGGACGAUUUUUUGGUGUUUUCUAGAUCACAAUCGGAGCACGAGAAACACGUCAGAAUGGUGCUACAACGAUUGCGGGAUCAUGGACUAUAUGCCAAGUUAGAAAAAUGCGCCUUUGAUCUGCAAGAAGUAGACUUCCUGGGGUACCGCGUCUCGCCACAAGGGCUCUCCAUGGACCCGGCAAAGGUUUCCGCAGUAUUGGAAUGGCGGGCGCCAACCAACAAGAAGGAAGUGCAAUGUUUCUUGGGGUUCGCGAACUACUACCGCAAAUUCAUCCCAGACUUCGCCCGCUGGUCUGACCCAAUCACCAGCUGCAUCCGUGGAAAACAGCCUUUCCGCUGGACGGAGCAAGCAGAGAAAGGGUUUCAACAAUUAAAGAAGUUAUUCACGACCCAGCCAAUUCUACAGCACCCUGAUCCUAAAACCCCUUUUGUUGUGCAGGCUGACGCCCCUGAUGUGGCAAUUGGGGCUAUACUCAUGCAACCAGUGGGAGAGCAUCUUCAUCCUUGUGCCUAUUACUCCCAUCAACUAACAGCCCCAGAGAGGAAUUACACUAUUUGGGAGAAAGAACUCUUGGCCAUAAAGGCAGCCUUUGAAAAUUGGAGACAUUGGUUAGAAGGUGCCAAAUUUCCCAUUGAGGUUCACACUGAUCAUCGAAAUUUGGAACACCUAAGGACCGCAAGAAAGCUAAAUCAAAGGCAACAGUGCUGGGCUUUAUUCUUUGAACGUUUUGACUUCCAGAUCCAUUAUGUAACCCCAGCUCAGACCAAGCAGGCAGAUGCUUUAUCACGGAAACCCGAGUAUGCUGCAGGACGCAGAGAGACCUUCGAAUCUCGAUUGCUGCAGCCCGAGAACUUUGCCACGCUCACAGUGGGAAACACCAAAUCCACUCCAAUGGAACCAACUCCUUCCAACCCAGAACCCCUUUGCGCUCAAGAAAUUAGAGCCAGCCAGCAGGCAGAUGCCUGGGCUCAAGAACAGAUUCGCCAAGGACUACGUUUCCCUUUCUCACUUAAGGAUGGGCUAUUGUGCUACAGGAAUCAUGUUUACAUCCCUCCAGGCCCCGGCAGAGAAAAGGCACUCGUCUGUGUCAUGACAGCAAGCCAGCAGGGCAUUUUGGACUCUUUAAAACCAUGCACUUGAUUCUACGAGAUUUCUGGUGGCCCAAGAUCCGCAAGGAUGUGGAGAAAUAUGUCAAUACCUGUCCUGUAUGUCAGCGCUCCAAGACACGAAGGGAGAAGCCCUCGGGGCUACUACAUCCUCUCCCCACUCCUUCUCGCCCAUGGGAGAUAAUUUCCGCGGAUUUUAUCACUGACCUACCACCUUCCCUUGGAUUCACCACGAUCCUAGUGGUGGUGGACCUUUUUACCAAGUUGGCCCAUUUCAUUCCCUGCGAUGGCCUCCCCACAGCCAAAGAGACUGCAGAUUUAUUCCUUCAGCAUGUUUUCAGACUACAUGGAUUGCCCAAGAGUUUAGUCACGGACCGUGGAUCUCAAUUCACCUCUCGUUUCUGGAAGGCACUACAAAAACUAUUGGGCAUAGACUCUCGUUUAUCUUCAGCUCACCAUCCCCAAACGGAUGGGCAAACUGAGCGCACCAAUGCCACUUUGGAACAAUACCUUCGCUGUUAUGUAAACUACCAGCAGGACAAUUGGGCUUCCCUAUUACCUCUAUCGGAGUUUGCUUACAACAAUGGUGUCCAGGCUUCAACUAAAGAAACCCCGUUCUUUGCAAACUACGGCUUCCACCCACGUUUCUUCCCUUCUGUCAUUGAAUCCUCAGAAGUCCCUGCAGUGGAGGACUGGUUACAAGAACUUACAGCGGUGCAACAACUCUUGCACCAACAACUGGAUCAAGCCAAGGAGGACUAUAAACGCCACGCUGACGGCCAUCGCCAGCCGGGCCCCGAGAUCAAGGUAGGAGACCGGGUCCUAUUGUCCACUCGCUUUUUGCCCUCCCACCGUCCUUGCCGGAAGUUAGAUGCCCGUUUCAUUGGUCCCUACCCAGUGGUGGCGCAACUUAACCCUGUGACUUUCAAACUCCAACUUCCGCGCUCCAUGCGCAUUCAUCCGGUGCUUCAUCGUUCCCUGCUCCUUCCGGCGGAUGGGGUACGCCCCGAUGUGGACCAGCCGGCCCCCGCCCCUGUUUUGGUGGCCGGGGAGGAGGAAUUCGAGGUUCAGGACAUUUUGGAUUCUCGCUUUCAUCGCCGCCGCCUUCAGUAUCUCAUUGACUGGGUGGGUUUUGGGCCUGAAGAACACUCUUGGGAAGACGCUUCCACAGUCCAUGCUCCCGAUUUAGUCCGCCGCUUCCAUCAGGUCUACCCUGCCAAGCCGCGGCCCCGCACCUCGGGAAGAGGGCCCAUUUUGGAGAGGGGCCUUGAGGAGGGGGAUAGUGUGAUGUCUCAUGGGCCUUGUAGUCCCGUUCCUAGUACUAUUGUGGCAGACAAAGAGGAAAACAUGGGAUUUACACCGUUUCAGCCAGAAACGGAGCCCCUGCACCUGCAGGAUGUUUGCCCUCAAGAAGUUACCCAAACAAGCCUUGUCUCGAAAGGACAAUUAUAAUAAAGAUAGAGGCGCUAGGGAGGCGAAUCGCCGAAGCGCCAGAAUCGCAGCCAAACAAUUAGCUGAUUAGGUCUGCUUCCCUUGGGAAAUUCUAAGGAGUCAUGCAUCUGGACUAAGUUGGGUUUCACUUCUAGUUCUCCAGGGAAAGUGUUCUUCUGGCGGGAAACGAGACCCUAUUUAGGUGUUUGCCGCAAGGGAAACCUUGCGGAGUCAAUUCGUCAGCUCAAGGAGUGAGAUCGUGUGUGGACUCCAGUUCCUUGUUUCCCGGAUCAAGUUCAAGUCUGCCUUGUCCCGCGUUUGCCACGGACCUUGUUUGCUCUUGUUGCCUUGUUUCAAGUCUUGUUCUAGCCAAGUAUCAAGUUUGCUUUCCAGCCUAAUUGCCAAGUUUCUAUGGACUAAAGGACCUUGUCUUCUCCCCACACUUUGCUUGGCAAAGUGUGUGUUUCGGUUAUUGGAUUAUAACUUUGGACUCUAAUAUCACAUAUUGGACAUUAUUUUCCUGGACUAUUUUUGACCUUUCCUGAAAGGUCUACUUCUGAACUAUAUUCUUCACUUGUUUUUAUUGACUUUAUAUAUUUCCUUAAUAAAGAUAUUAGAUAGAUUCUGGUCUCUGCGCAUGGUUAUUGGUGUUCUGCAGCCUGGAUCCUGACAAUAAUGUGAUCUGCCCUGAGUCCCCUUCGGGAUGAGAAGGGCGGAAUAAAAAUACUGUAAAUAAAUAAAAAAUAAAAUAAAUUGGACAAUGACUCUAGAGACUAGGGUUCAAAUUCACAUACAGGCAGAAAACCUACUGGGUGUCCUUGUGCAAGACACACUCUUUCAGCCUCAGAGAAAGGCAAUGGAAAAUUAUUAUUUAUUUUUAUCCUGCUUUUCUCCCAUGGGAGGGAUUCAAGGUGGUGUACAAUGGUUAAAUGACAAAACAAUGGUUAAACAACAAACCUCUUCUGAAAAAAAUCAGGCCAAGAAAAUGCCAUAGUAGGUUCACCUUAGGGUUGCCAUGGGUCAUAAAUAACUGGAAGGCAAACAACAACAACAACAACAACAACAACAACAACAACAACAACUGAUCUUAUUGUAUGCCACCCUGAGAUCUUCAGAUGUGGAACAGGAUAGAAAUAAUGUAUAAACAUCUAAUUAAAAAUUCCAUUUCGACAUAUAAAAUUGAUUAUAUGUUAGUAGUAGUCUUAGUAGUCUCAUUCCUUUCUGGUGCAAAAGUCCACAUCUUAUACAUACUCAAGGCGCAAAUGCAAACAGUGCCAACAAAGAAUAAAAACAAGACAAGUGCAAAGAAGCCAGAAUUGAUAAAGUUACGAGCUGGGUAGAGGCAGGGAAUGCUGUGGAUGUAGCGUACCUAGAUUUCAGUAAGGCCUUCGACAAGGUCCCCCAUGGCCUUCUGGCAAACAAGUUAGUCAAAUAUGGGCUAGGUAAAACUACAGUUAGGUGGAUCUGUAAUUGGUUAAGCGAAUGAACCCAAUGGGUGCUCACCAAUGCAUCAUCUUCAUCUUGGAAAGAAGUGACAAGUGGAGUGCCGCAGGGUUCCAUCCUGGGCCCAGUUCUGUUCAACAUCUUUAUUAAUGACUUAGAUGAAGGGUUAGAAGACACGAUCAUCAAGUUUGCAGAUGACACCAAACUGAGAGGGAUAGCUAACACUCCAGAAGACAGGAGCAUGACAGGAGAGAGAUGGGACGAAACUAACAAAAUGAAGUUCAACAGGGAUAAAUGCAAGAUACUUGGGUUGGACUGGAUGGUCCGUGAGGUCUCUUCCAACUCUACGAUUCUAUGAUUCUAUGAUUUCAGUAAUCCAGAUAAUUGUAACCAGUCUGCAUCCAUACAUACAAGAUUGCAGUUGGUAUAUCAGUCUUGGUAGAUAAAAGAUGCUUAACUCUGUCAAGACCACUGGAGCCCCUUUAAAGCAAGGAUAGGCAACAUGCAGAGCCGGCCCUAGGUAUUUUUCAAGUGUAGGCGAACAGAAUUUUGCCCCCCCCUCCCCCAAAACCAAUCACUAAAAAAUAAAAGCAUUGGAUAAGUGAAAAUGUUGGAUAAUAAGGAGGGAUUAAGAAAAAGCCUAUUAAACAUAAAAUUACAUUAUGAUUUUACAAAUUAAGCACCAAAACAUCAUGUUUUACAAGAAAUCAACAGAAAAAGCAGUCUCAACUGCUCCCCUGUAUGUUUUGUGCCCCAAGCGACCGCUUAAUUCACCUCAUUGUUGGACCAGCUCUGGCAACAUGUCUGCUAAAUAUGACACCCCAAUGCACCCUCAGCUCUUCCCAAAUUCAUCAACAACUGGAAAGGUGUUUUGCUAACUUUAAACACCUUGAAGUGGUUUGCCAUUAAUUUUUAGUAGGGAACUGUAUCAUAGUGAUUUUGCUUUCCAGGUCCUGUUCUCCUAUAAAGUGUGGUUGUAUAUUUAAAAAAAAAAAUUCUUCCCCACAAGACAAGAAAAAUCAAAUCAGUAUUUAGUUUUGAGGCUUAACUAAAUGUUGUAUCAGUCACUCACUAUUGGAUUUGUGUCUUCUACACAUAAUCAAAUCUCUUGCCAAUUGAACUAAAAGAGAUUACCUUGAACUAACUAUAGAAAGGCUUAUAUAUAAAGAUUCCAAUGUGAUAAACAGGUAGCCUGCAUUACCGUAUAUGUUUAAAUGGGCUGGAACAAAGAAAAGUGAGCAGCUUUACCUGUGAAGUUGAGACUAUGGCCAUGGCCAGUUGGCACUCUAAUCUUUGGAGCCAUUGCCUGUAGAAUUAUAAUGUCCAUGUCUUGUACAAACAAAGUUAGAUAUCUCAACACAGGAAUUAUUGUAUUUGUCUUCUGAUGCUAUGUCACAAUGAUUAAAACAUACUGGGGGCCACACUGGGUGAAGCAUGAACCAAGUAUGGGUGGAAAUAUCAAUGUGACUCCUUUUGCCAGAAUGUGAGAUGGUGGGAGAUAUCUGUAUUCUGUCAUUCCAUUCACUCUCUCAACUUCAUAUUUCAGAGCAUGAUGAAAUAAACUAUACCAAUAAUCUGGAAGAUUAUUUCUGUUUUGAUAAAGGUGUCUCCUAGGCCUAAAACAUGGUGAAACUGCCCCUUUCAUAUCCUAGAGGGCAUUUGGGGAGGGAGCAUAUGGUUGGAAAUAUGUCCCCUAAGGUGUCCUAGGAGGAUAAUACUAGCUUCCCAGCAUGAUGUAGUGGUUUGAGUGUUUGACUACAAAUCUGGAGACCAAUGUUCAAAUGCCUGGUGAGCCAUGGAAAUCCAGUGAGUGGCCUCAGGCAAAUCACAAUCUCUGAUCCUUUCAGGAAGCAAUGGCAACCACUCUUCAGCAGAAAUUGUGCCAAGAAAGCAUUGUGUUGUGUUCGUCUUAGGGUGGCCAUAAGUCGGAAUGACUUGAAGACACAUAACACACACAGCACCCCAAAGCUGUCCACCCUUGUCUUGUAGAAUAAAUAUGAACCUCAUGCUUCACAAUCCAAAUGUCCAGAUUCUUUCCAUAUCAUUGCCCUCACUGACCUAUCUUUUUCUAUAAUCAGUUGCCAAUUCAGGUCAAGUCUAUUUGUAGAGAUGUGGAUUGGAAGAUUGUAGGGUACUUCUCUUUGGUUUACCAUUAUAACGAUUAAUCUCGGGCUCACGUGCUUUCUUGAACAUUUCAGGAGAUCAUAAUUUACCAUUUAGAUUAACUUCAGUUUAGCCUAUGGUUUGAAGUUACUUGGUUUUGUGAAAUAUUUUUGAAAUUAAGCACAGUUGGUCUAUGUUUGGGUGUAGCAUUAAACUGCAGUUAAGCUGAAAUGGAAGCAAACAUUCACACAAUCUACACUGAAUGGAAGACAAAUAACUCUAAACCAUGCUUUAGCACAGAGUUGGGAAUGUGUGGAUCUGCAGAUUUUGGUUUUUUUUAUUUGUUUAUUGAAUUUAGAAUCUACUUUUCUCUUAAAUUGAGAUCCAAGGUGGUUUGUCACCAGAUGUCACCAGACUUAUGUUCCCAGAAGCCUUAACCAACAUGGCCAAUGGCAGAUGUUGCAGUGUAACAUUUUAGAACUGUGGUUCUCAACCUGUGGGCCCCUAGAUGUUUUGGCCUUCAACUCUCAGAAAUCCUAACAGCUGGUAAACUGGCUGGGAUUUCUGGGAGUUGUCGGCUAAAACUCCUGGGAACCCACAGGUUGAGAAACAGUGUUUUAGAAGGUCCCAUGUUUCCCAUCCCUGUUUGAGUGUGACAACCAAGAGAAGUUCAUUGAUAGUUGUAUAGUUCAUUGUUGUUACCCUUGCUCUUUGGCCUUCGUUAUUGUAGCUUUCUCAAUGUUCCCUUUGUCUUUCCAAAUCAGACUUGAACCUGUUUAUUCAAAAUUAAGAUCCAUUUAGUUCAAUGAACACUGCUUUAAAAAAGAAAACAAAACAAUUGCACCACCAGUAAUUAUAUGUAUUCCACAGUCAUUAUCAUCAUCACCAUAAAAGCCUGAGAAAAGGGUAGGCUCUGAAAGACCGUGAGAGUGAAUAAACACAGUGAAAACCCAAAAUUGCUUUCAAAAUAAUUUAGGAUUACGAUAAAAUAGUCUGAGAGUACAGUGUUCUUGAGUAUUUUAAAAUUAAAUUAUAUUCUAAAUAUGCUUACUCCAGGAUACAUUUGCUAAAUAAAAUAGGAUGCACUGGAAUCAGUUAUUCAAUUACCUUGUGCUUAUUUCUAAGACUGGCGUUCUAAAUAACUUUGGGUCAACUUAGUAGCACUAUCAAAUAAUGUAGCUGAAUCAUUUUAAAUACUGUGGCAUUUCUAUUCUCUGGGUGAUAACUGUGUAAUCCUUUAAACAUUUACAUUUUAACUUAUCUGAAAAGAAAUUUCUUGAGGGACUUUUCUUCCCCCCUCCUCGCUCCCGCCCCCGCCCGCCUGUCCAACCCCCUACUAAGUGACUCCUUUUGAGGGGGUGGUAAAGUGGGUGGAAAUUGAUUGAAUGAGUAAUAACAAAUAGAUUGAGGAAACCUGAUGCCACUGUUCUUAUUAUGCCUACAAAGUGCAAAAGAAAAAGCUGUUUUGUCUUUUUUUCUCUCCAUGUGCUACAGAUGUUCUCAAUGUGUAUAUUUGUUGGUUUGGUUUGGAUUUGGUUUGGUUUUUUGCCAUCUUUAAAAGAUACUUCAAGAAAUCACUGUAGUGAAUGUUAAGAACAAAGAUGAGAAGUUUGGAUAAAUUGGCUUUGUUAUUGUCACCAUUAUUCCUAAUCAUGUCAGAUAUUGGGCCUUGUCACACAUGCUGCAGGAAUCAGCCAGUCUCAUUGUGUUUCAGCGAUGGCGGGGGAGGGGAACCAUCUUCUUACCAUAGCAUAUCAUCCCAUUGCAUUUGAAAAAAAGUUGAAUAUUUCCACCACCACCACCACUACCACCCCGCAUGUCUGCAACUCAUGGAAUGAAGUGCCUUUUGACUUGACUACUCCUAAUGGACUCUUGAACUGGAGUUCAGUACAGUUAGUCCUUGCUGUCUGCUGGGGUUUGGUUCCAGGACCCCAGUGAAUAUCAAUAUUUGUGGAAGCACAAUUCCAAUUUGCAUACAAUGGUCCCUUAUAUAAAAUUGUGAACAACUCAAUCAAGUACCAAAGAGAGCCUGAGGAUCUCUAAAAUGGUGGGAGGUUAAAGCAGGUAUGCCAACACAUAAAUGUUGUGUUUAGUUCAUGGUGAAAUCAAGAUUUGAUUUUUGGACAUUUUUCCCAAAAUAUUUUAAAGCCAUGAAUGGUUGAAUCCUUGGGUACAUAACCCAUGGAUACAAAGAACCUAGUAUAUAGUUCAUUUCAUUAUUUUAUUUUACUUCUUGGAAAUGUUUUAAUAGAGAUUCAUUCAGAUUUCAGAUAAUUAAUUAACUACAUCUAUAAGUCUGAGCCCUCGGUAGCGCAGUGGAUUAAACCACGGAGCUGCUGAACUUGCUGAUCGAAAGGUCGCUGGUUUGAAUCUGGGCAGCGGGGUGAGCUCCAGCUUCUGCCAACCAAAAACAUGCAAAUGUGAGUAGAUCAAUAGGUACCGCUCUGGCAGGAAGGUAACAGUGCUCCAUGCAGUCAUGCUGACCACAUGAUCUUGGAGGUGUCUACGGACAACACUGGCUCUCCAUGAUAGAAAUGGAGAUGAGCACCAACUGUCAGAGUCGGACACGACUAGACCAUGUCAGGGGAAAACCUUUACCUUUAUAAGUCUGAUGGCAAAGCUUUGAGUUCUGGGAUAGGUCCAUGUAAGUAGUAUGUGGAUAAACAAAACAUGUAAAACCAAUAGUAUUACCAUUUAUGCCGCUUAGUGUUGAAUUACAAAGCUCCACAUCUAAAUCCGUGUCCAAACACACAAUCAAGUUUACAACCAAAUGUCCAUCUGUAUCCACAGUUUGUAUGAGCAUGAGUAGAAAUUGUGCCACAUGUGCAAGUAAGUUUCAGCCAUCUUGAACUGAAUGCAGACAUUCUCCCUGAGAUGAAAUAUCCAACAACAGAGAGAAUAUGACAAGGUUUUAGCCAGAGUCUGCCAGGAAAUAUCCCUUAGAUUUGGAAACAUACUUCUAGACAAGCAGCUUCUAGUACUACUUAGACCCCUUUAAAAAAAAACACCAAUUAUUUAAUUAGUUCUACAGCACAAAUGUAAGUUUUAUUAUUCAAAGGGUUUUGACAAUAUAAAAGAUUGAUUUACUACUUUGAAAAAUAAAAUGAGUAAGUGGGAUGAUAAGAUGAUGGCCCCAAGAUAAGAUAUAAGUGAAUAUCUUCCACUGUUAUCAGUGGAAGAUUUUUUGACUGUGAAUGCUGGGAUGGGUUGAUUCCAUUGGGAAGCACUGAUUCCUGGAUAAAUUUUCUAGAGUGCAGUUCUUAUAUUAUAAUUCAACCUUCCACCACAUUGAUUCUUUUGCACAGAAAGCUAUAAACGUAUUUGCCUACAUAAAAUAAUUCAUUCCUCAAAUAUUUCUAUUAGACAAAUUAAAGCACAGAGACUGACCUUUCUAUGGCCUCAAGCAAUGGCAAUUGAAAACACAACUCUGUAUUUAAAAAUUGUGUGCAUCUGGAGCAUCAUGCUGUCCUGUAUGUUGAGCUUUUGUUAAAAUCCGUUGUUUAAAUCAGUCUAAAUUAGAACCAUUAUCCUGACCAAGGAAGUAAAUAAACAAUAUUUUCUUUCUGAAGCAAUAUCUUGCAAAGCUUCUACCUUACUACAUCAAGUCAUACUAAAUGAGGAGCGGGUACAUUAUGGCCCAGAGAAGUGUCAAAGGCCAUUUCUGUUAUAAUGAGAUUUGUGGGAGAAGAUUCUUCAAGACUUUUUCCACUUCAUGGCUUGUAAGACAGGAUUAUGCAACUCUUGGUCCUUCAUGCCUUACUGGAAUUGAAUAUCUAUUAUCUUUCAUCACUGGUCAUGCUGCCUAAGGCUGAUGAUGGCAGGCAUAUCUCAAGAACAUCUGGAGGGCUGUAUGUUGCUUAUUCUGCCUUUGAAUUUCUGUGGGUAGUGAUAUCAUUGUGAGUCACCCAGAGACAAUACCUGCCAAAGUUUUAAAUAUAGACUGUAAUAUUAUAUAGGUCUCAACAGGAGCUUAGUGAGUCCAAGAAGUCAUAAGUAAUCAGUGGAUGCACUUGUUCUUAUUUUCCCACUUGACAAACAGAAUAGAUGAGGCAGCUUAUGUGAAAGCAUAAAAGAAAGGAGUAGACUGUGAGAGAGACAGGAAAAGACGAAGAAAGAGCGAGUUGCUUUCUAUGAGAAUCCUCUGCUUCUGUUUUAUACCCCAAAAGAAUCAAAUGGGGAAGGAAUGUUAAUACUGUGUGAGUCUCCAUUUAUGCUCACUUUGUAUUCAGGUGUAAAGAAUAUCACUAAAAUGCCACACAUCCUCCAAUGUGCCUAUUCUUUAAAAAAAAACAAAACCACAAUUCAUUUCAGUGUUCAGAGAUUUAGGAUGCAGAAAGCCGUAUUUUCCCUUUUAGGUCCAAUCGAAAAUCAGGAUUUUUAAUAGGAUCAGUUAUGUUUUCUACGAUAUCCGAUUAAAAGAAAUAUUCUUAGAUCAUGUUAACAGAAAAAUGGUUACUAUUGUAACAAUUACAGUAGAGUCUCACUUAUCCAAGCCUCGCUUAUCCAAGCCUCUGGAUUAUCCAAGCAAUUUUUGUAGUCAAUGUUUUCAAUAUAUUGUGAUAUUUUGGUGCUAAAUUCGUAAAUACAGUAAUUACAACAUAACAUUACUGCAUAUUCCAAGAUAUUCGCUUUUCCAAGCUUCUGCCGGCCUGUUUAGCUUGGAUAAGUGAGACUCUACUGUACCACUUAGCACUAAGUCUUGAAAAUCUUAAAGAAGAUAAUUAUAAAAUAGCCAAGAUCCAGUGUCAGCCUGCUACACACUGUAUUUCAUUUAAGCCCUGUGUGUCUCUGGGGUGGUAUGUGAGGCAUCCUUGUACUCCAACGAAGCCAACAUCUGUCUCUUGAGCAGUUCGAUGAAUAUCAGUUCGAAGUCCAGAGGUACCAAAGGUACAUGAACAAUUUUAAUUUCAAUUCUGAAAUUGGUAUUGCAAUUAUCAUCUUUUAAAAGAUACCUCAUAUACAAGCCAUUUAGGAGCAGAUCCAUAAUUUAAACAUAGUAGUCAUAUGUUAAAAAUUAUUCAUAUAACAGAAUUGCUGCUGCAUUAAAUGGAAAUCACACACUGAAGAAAACAGUUGAGUGGUCAGCUUCUUUUUCUGGGUAUUUGUCCUUCAAACAUGAUCCUUUCCUAUAUAUAAUUCAUUAUAUCAAGAGAGAGUCUUUUCUAAGAAGUACCCCAAAAAAAUCCCAACAAUAACUGAGGCUUUUCUUCAUUUUACUAUUUAGAAAAUAAAAUUUUUAAAUUAUUGUGAAAAAUAUUUCUUUACUAAAAAUAACUAUUAAGAUGUUGUUCAUGUCCUACCUUUAACUUAAAAUGUAUGAAAAAUCAACAUAUUAAACAUUUUAAAAACAUAUGUACACAAGUAUCUCAUCAUCCAAUCAGAAUCUCCACUCUUCCUCCAUCAGAUAUUGUAGUUAAAUAAUAUAAAUCCUAAAUAAACUAUCUGAAUUUUGCACUUUUAGAUGUCAGGCAUAUGUGCACAUGUGGAAUGGAGCUAUUCAUAAAAUGUAGGACAAUGUGGUGCAAUUAGCUAAUCACCAAGUCAAAUGCUUUUAUUUUUUCUAAUAGUGCCUUUUUAUGAAAAGGCUGUUUCUAAUCAUUUAUUUCAAUCCAUUUUCAUUUAUGAGGAGCUAUGGAAGAUUUCCAGAUUUUGAAAACUAUAUAUUUACCCCCAUCCCCAAUUGGAAGAAAUACACAUGCACACAAAUGUAUGGAUAAACUAAGAGCUACUUUAUUGCCUAUUGAAACGUGGUCUACAUCAGGGCUGCAUAGUAUGUGUGUGUGUGCUGAAACAGGUAUAGUGUGUGUGUUUGUGUGUGUGUGCUGAAGCAUCUCCCCCUCAAGCUCCAAGCCUUAAAGGAGAAAGCCAGGAGCAAACAGCACUGAUAAAGGGACCAAAAAAAGUCUCUGCAGCCUGUCAUGAGCAGACACAGCAGGCAGCUUCUAAUAAGCAGAGGGCAGGUGUCGUGCCACCUCACAAGAAAAUACUAUGGCCUUCAAAAAACAUUGUCAUUACUGCUCACUCAUAAGACAGAAUUCCAAAUGCCAGACUUCAAAUAUAAACCUAGAGAGCUCUUUCACCUUGAUGUCUUCUUCUGAAACCAGGCAAUAUCCAAAGAGAAGAACAGAAGGGCAGAGCUGAGUUUUACUCCUUUUCACUCUGCAAGCAACCCAAGAAGUCUGACUGCUUAAGGCAGAGCAACAAGAAAAGCCCACUCAGAAUCAAAGUGGAAAAUGAACCAUUGCGUCCUGGGCCAAAAAGUUAUUUUGGUCCUUGGAGCAGAACAUUUCAUCACACACAUACACAUGCAGAACAACAGCAAUAUGAUGCUGCCCUGCUAUGUCGCACCCCAAAUCUGCUAUCUGAAGUGGCUACCUCACUGUGCCUAAUUAUAGACAUUUGCUUUUAGUUCCUGUUCUGUGAGCCAUAGUUUACAUCCCUUAUGUCCCACAUCUUACAGGUAGAUAUAAAGCUACAUACACCACUACGCAUAAAAUUAAUCCACCAAGACAUGCCUUGGUUUUGCUGUAGGGCACACCUGUAACAUAAGUAAUAAGUGUUGCUCCAAAAGGAGAAAAUCUUCAGUGGCUGCUGAAGUUUGUGACAUCUAUAUCAGGGCGUGAAUGAGUUCUAAGUCAAUUAGGCUCUUCACUCUCAGUGUCAAAGCAAAAUGGUCUGCAACACUGAAUACCAGUUGCUUGUGACCAGUGGUUGUGAGGAGAUGCUUGUGGCUUUCGUGUACUGUAUUGCUGUUUGGCUUCCUGGAGAUACCUUCUUAGACUCUGUGGGAAGGACUGAGAUCAGUCUGAGCAGGGCUCUUCUUACAUUUAUGGAUAUGACUAGUAUCUGUAUUAAGAUACAUUCAGAAUAUUUUUCCUUAGUCAUCCUAUAAAAGUAUAGUUCAAAUGCAAUGUUUUGUUCUUGGCUUGUCUUAUAAAUGAUUUAUGUCAAGGGAAACCAAAGAAUGGCACGUGGUAUUUGUCUUCUCCAGUCACCCUAGUAAACUAAUUGACAAAAUAGCUGCUCUUGAGAAAAUAGCUAAUGAAAAAAUGAAAGUAAUCUACUAAUCUUAUUACAUACCCACAGAUUUAAUUUUCUAUCAGACUUUAACUGGUUAUUUUCUGGGAAAUAAAUCUUGCUGGAUUGUGCCCAUUGUUUGCGCAGGCAGAAAGCAUUUCGACAAUACAUUUCUGACAUGCCACUUCAAAGAUGAAACCAGAAGAUGUAGAAUUAUAUCCAGUGGUUUGCUAGCAAGAAAUUGUUUGCACUUCUGAGCUUUUUCUUUCCUUGUUUCUGCCCUAAAGCCCCCCUAAACUACAAAAGAACGCCAUCCAGACUGGGUACCCUCCUGAAUUACAUGCCGCAAAGUAUGCCACAAAAGGCCUGCACUGAGAAGAUACUAGGCAGAAGAAUCUCGUAUCAGCUGACAUUUGAGGAAGAGUAUUCUGAGAAUAUAUAGUAAAGUGGGAGGCUGGAAUGGAAAAGGAAGGGAAGAGAAGGAUCAGUAGCAGUCAAACUCAGUUUGAUUGACAGCACUUUGAAAGCCGCUGCCACCAAUGAGAAAGAUUUCCCCUUCAACUGAAAUUAACAGUCUCCAUAUACUUUAAAAUAGUCAUGCUUUUUAAGAAAAGAAAAGUGAUAUAACAUUUCUACAAGCAAUGCUUCUCUUCUUGAUGAUUUAUCCCCCAACCUUUACAGAGAUUAGGGCCAUGAUUUUGCUUGGUUAUUCAAUAAUUUUCAGCCAAAGUUGGGAACAAAUUCCAUUGAGAUUUGAGGCUGUGUUUUUAAACUAAAAUUGAUCUGUACAGAUUGUGUUCAGGGUUGCCAGGUGAUAAAUGUGUGUGUUUGUGUGUGUUCAUACAGUUGAGGGGGUAUCUCAUAUUUUCAAUAGUAUUGCAAAUUGUUCCUUUCCUAAUGGUACGUGGAGCAAAUAUUGUUUCCCCCUUUGCUGUCUUCUGCCACUUCUUCAGGAGGACUUCAAAACCAGAUAGCAUUUCUAAAAAAGAAAUGUGUGUGUGAAAUAUUUUACCUUUCCUUCCAUCCAGUUAUAUUAUCUCAUUCUUCCAACGUUUCAAUGGUAAUUAGUUUGCAUACCCUUAGAGAAGAUUUUUAAUAUAUAGUAUCACAGAGAAGGGGCAUGAGAAAAUGAAUUAAUGUUUAUUUUAUUUAUUUUAUUUACAGUAUUUAUAUCCCGCCCUUCUCACCCCGAAGGGACUCAGGGCGGAUCACAUUACACAUAUAAGGCAAACAUUCAAUGCCUUAACAUAGAACAAAGACAAAGACAAACACGGGGCUCUGAGCUGGCCUCGAACUCAUGACCUCUUGGUCAGAGUGAUUUGUUGCACUGGCUGCAGCUGGUUGCUCAACAGGCUGCGCCACCAGUGAAAGCAAGAAUGGAUGCUAUCACAAACAUUUUUUUUCUGCAAUUUCUGAAUUAUAAAGUCUACUAUUAAAAAUAUUUUCUUCUUUAACCUCAUGAUAGAACAUGAAUUACUAUUAUAAGUCAAUGCUAACCUUUUGAAAAAUACAUCUUGAUCUCUCUAAUUCACACACUCAAAGUGAAAGCCCUGUGUAAAAGUAAUCAGAAUAUGCAGAAAUGGUGCACAAGUGAAGGAACAAGUUUUCUUUUUCUCUUUAGCUUUCAAUAUUUGUCCACAUUAUAGUUAUUACAUGAUUUUAUUAUCCCCCCACCGACAAGUUACAGUACUUCCUUAUUUUAAAGAGCCUAGUGGUAUUAUGCAUCUAUAUAUAUAAAAGAGUGAUGGCAUCACAGCAACCCACAAAACAACAAAAGUACAGGCCCCCCAACCUCGAAAUUUGACAACACAACCCAUCAUCCACGCCUCAAGGUUGAUACAACAAAAAGAAAAGAAAAAUAAAGUCCUAAUUAGAGGGAGAGCAAUAAUUGUUUUUAUCCAAUUGCUGCCAGUUUAGAGGGCUAAUCUCUGCCCACUUCGUUGCUUAGCAACCAAGGGACAGCCAGGCUUCAGUUAGGGGACAGGCAGAUGUAGGCCUCACUUAGGCUUCUUCCACAGAUUAUCUAAUUUGCACUGGAUUAUAUGGCAGAGUAGACUCAAGCUAUAUAACCCAUUUUUAAUCUUAUAUUAUCUGCUUUGCACUGGGUUAUCUUGACUCCACACUGCCAUAUAAUCCACUUCAGUGUGCAUUUUAUACAGCUGUGUAGAAGGGGCCUCAUAUAAUCUAGUUCUAAGCAGAUAAUAUAAGAUUAUCAAUAUACAGUAGACUCUCACUUAUCCAACAUAAACAGGCCGGCAGGAUAAGUAAAUAUAUUGGAUAAUAAGAAGGGAUUCAGGAAAAGCCGAUUAAACAUCAAAUUAGGUAAUCAUUAUACAAAUUAAGCACCAAAACAUCAUAUUAUACAACAAAUUUGACAGAAAAGGUAGUUCCACGCGCAGUAAUGCUAUGUAGUAAUUACAGUAGAGUCUCACUUAUCCAACACUCGCUUAUCCAAUGUUCUGGAUUAUCCAACGCAUUUUUGUAGUCAAUGUUUUCAAUACAUCAUGAUAUUUUGGUGCUAAAUUCAUAAAUACAGUAAUUACUACAUAGCAUUACUGCGUAUUGAACUACUUUUUCUGACAAAUUUGUUGUCUAACAUGAUGUUUUGGUGUUUCAUUUGUAAAAUCAAAACCUAAUUUGAUAUUUAAUAGGCUUUUCCUUAACGCCUCCUUAUUAUCCAACAUAUUCGCUUAUCCAACAUUCUGCCAGCCCGCUUAUGUUGGAUAAGUGAGACUCUACUGUACUGUAUUUACAAAUUUACCAGUAAAAUAUCACAAUGAAUUUAAAACACUGACUACAAAAACAUGGAUUAUGAAAAGGCAGACUGUGUUGGAUAAUCCAGAACAUUGUAUAAGUGAAUGUUGGAUAAGUGAGAUUCUACUUUGAUAUGAAAUAAUUUCUGGGAUAGAAUAAUGCAGAACAAUAUAAUCUCUAAAACCAGGACAGUAAAUAAAGAAAUAAAUAAAGUAAAUAAAGCAAGGAAAUUGGAAAUUCCACAAAGGAAACAAUCAGGGCCAGCUAACACCUCCCAAGAAAGGAUUCUUCCAGAAAGGAAGCUGAGAAGGCAGUGAAGCACUGUGUAUUACCAAAGUCAUUAUUAUUACUGUCAUUACUAUCAUUACUAUUAUUAUUAUUAUUAUUAGUAGUAGUAGUAGUAGUAGUAUUGUGUUGCGGUCAACCGUGAAAAUGAAAAUAAUCUGGCUCCAAGUAUUCAAAAACACUAAAAUCAAAAUAUAUAAAAAUUAAUGUGGUAUAAUAAAACAGAACAAUACAAUCUCUAAAAUCAGAACAUUAAAUAAAGAACAACACUCUGAAAAUAGGGGAAUUCCACACAGAAAACAAUCAGGGCCAGCUAACACCUCCCAACAAAGGAUUCCCAUCAUCAAAGUCUGUCCAAUCCUCUGUUUUCUCAGGGCCACAGACAGUAGAAGCACAUAAAAUAUUGCAAACAACACCACUCUGAAAACAAGGUAAUUCCAGGCAGGAAACAAUCAGGGCAGGCUAACACCUCCCAACAAAAUAUUCCCAUCAUCAAAGUCUGGCAAAUCCUCUGUUUUCUCAGGGCCACAGACAGUAGAAGCACAUAAAAUAUCACAAACAACACCACUCUGGAAACGAGGUAAUUCCAGACAGGAAACAAUCAGGGCCAGCUAACACCUCCCAACAAAAAAAUCACUCAGGGAGGAAACAGCCAGGCUUUAAAGCUGCAAGGCCAUUACAUCCUAAUCAUUUUUCCUAAUUGCAGCAUUCAUACUUGCCUCCAACAGACAAAAAAAAAAAAACAAUCAGAAAUAUUGUAUAUUCACAACCUUUAGGAAAUAAUAUCCCCUGAUGGCGCAGCGUGUUAAAGCGCUGAGCUGCUGAACUUCUGGACCGAAAGGCCGCAGGUUUGAAUUGGGGGAGCAGAGAGAGCCCCCACUGUUAGCCCCAGCUUCUGCCAACCCAGAAGUUCAAAAACAUGUAAAUGUGAGUGCAUCAAUAGGUACUGCUCCGGUGGGAAGGUAACGCCGCUCCAUGCAGUCAUCCCACAUGACCUUGGAGGAGUCUAUGGACAAUGCCGGCUCUUCGGCUUAGAAAUGGAGAUGAGCCCCAACCCCCAGAGUCAGACAUGACUGGACUUAAUGUCAGGGGAAAACGUUUACCCUUUACCUUAACUACCACCAAUUCCUCAAUACUUUAUUUCCCAUACCACCAUUCUUCGCCACAGCAACGCGUGGCCGGGAACAGCUAGUUUCCUAUAAGAAUGUCUCUUCAUGAAGCAAUUUAUUUCAAAUCAUGAUAGAAAUAUUGGGUGCUGUAAUAAGAAAAUAAUGCUCUGCAGUAGCAAUAAUAGUUGUUAGCAGCAGCAUGUGACAAAUUAAAACGAAUGUACAGACUUUUCCUCUGUCUUCUCUGGCUGCCUUUGUGACAUGUGUUUCUGGAAAGUAAAAUUGCAAGAAUUCAAGGUGGCAAAAAUUGAGACACCAGUUUCCUAUUACACAAAUUUUGGUAAUUUGUGGAUUUCUUGUGAUUGCUUUGAUAGCUGAAUAAUUGAGACAAUAAUCAAAUAAAGCUGAUGGUUCUAUGUCAAUGAGACAAUGAACCUAUGGUAGAUUCCAUUCGGAACUUUAAACAAUCUAUCCAAGAGGCUGAAUCCUCAGUACCUUGGACAGCUCCUUUACAGUUCAACUUAAAGGUGUAUAUAUACUGCAAAUGCUGUUCAACACCACUGUAUCAAUCAUAGCUAAGUGCUAUGGCAUCGAGGGAACUGUUUUUAGAAAGUAUUUAGUAUUAUCUGCUGAAGAUUGCUGAUGCCUCACCAAAACUACAAAUCCCAGGAUUCCAUAGCACUGAGCCAUGGCAGAUCAGGUGGUAUGAAAUUCUAUGGUUGAAGAAGGACCCUAAUAUCUGGAGUGCAUUCACCAUCCACUUACAUGGAACCUGCAGAAACCACUGAAUAUUGUACAUAUUAAUUUCAAAUUGCUUUAGUAGUGGCAAUGCUUCUGACAUUCAAUGAAAUCUUAAUCAUGGACAAGUAUUUUCAGACAUUGAAACAGACAUUUAUGCCAUUUGUGUUCAUUCUGAAGGAGGUGCAUGAUUACAUACAUGCACAAACCAAUAUCUUGUAUAUUAAUUUCAUAAUGAUUUUGACCUAAGGACGCUUUUUGUUUCUGCUCUUAUGAGUGAUUGAUUUUCUUCCAAUAAUCUGCACUGAGACCAAAAUAAGGAAAAUAUUAUUUCUGUGACUCAGUACAUUUUGUUUUCUUGCUUUUCCAGAGACUGAAAUAGAACCAUUUGUUUUAUAUUCUGCUCAUGUGGAGAGAUAGACACAGAAGCUAGUAUCUAGCGGAUGUGUGUAGUGCAGAUAAAACUUUCAAUUCAUGUAACAGUUUAAUUUUACCCAUACAGUUUAAAACUUUUUUUCUUUUCUUUUUAAAAAUUCACACCAAACAGGAUUUUUGGGCUCUGGGGGCUGGGUUCCCGGUUGUUUCUUAGCAACUAGUGGUCACUGGGACCUGGUUAAUAUGUCUUUUAGCUAAUCAGCAUUUUCAUUCAUUUCCUGAUCAUUUGUUGGCAACAAAAUCAGACCAAAAGGUAGUGGUGACGAACAGGUGACAUAUAAUUUGCAGGAGUAUAAUAAUGCAUACUGGGAAAGGGUGAGGAUGCGCACUGGAGAUGCAUUUUUAAAUGCCAGCGAACGAGGCAUUAAUCAGCCUGUUUUUCAUGACACUGAAGCUUUUCAUUUUUAUUUUUAAACAUUUGCAGAAUGUGAACUGCCUGAUUCACUUGAAAGUUCCUCUAGCUGGAUCCCUCUUCCGUACUUAUUAUGUCAUGGUGUACUUUCUCCUUAUUCUCUCUACCAACCCUUUAAACUUAACUGAGACUCAAUAUAGAACUGAGUAAUUACUAUACCGAGUAAUUUCUUCACAGAAUAUUCAGGCUCAUUUAAACGAUAGUUUCCAAACCAUACCACACUUAAGUAAAAAAAUGGGAAUAGCUGAUAUAACAAACCCUGUCUUCUCAGCAAGUCAGUAGUCAAAUUGGGUGUGAUCAGACCAUUUUUCUAGAAGUCUACAUUUUGUGUACAUGUGUGCUAGUUAAUUUAAACUUCUGGAAUAGCCAUCUGCAUUUAAACUGGUUGCUUUUUCACAAUACGUGUUCAGAAUCUUUAAGUUAGUCCACUUGGGACUUUUAUCACACAAAGGUGAUAUCCCACUGCAUUUGUGUAAUUUCAGAUAAUUGCAAUAUACUGAUCACCCUUGCUAUUGCACAUCUCUGGAGUUUCACAGCUGUGAUUAGCUGCCAUCUAUAUAUAUAAAAGGAUAAAGUUGUUUGCGCAGUGACUAUAACAACAAAACUAAAUGUCCCAGAAAUACGAAACUUGGCAACACAAUGCAAAAGUCUUGCCUCCCAGUUAUAACAACACAACCACAUCACCAAACCACAAUCCAGACCUACAAAACUCACAACAUUGCAUCAUGACUAUAACAACACAACUAAACGCCCCAGAAAUACAAAACUUGGCAACACAACGCAAAAGCCUUGCCUCCCGGUUGUAACAACACAACCACACCACAAAACCACAAUCUGGACCCACAAAACUCACAACAAUGUAUUGUGACUACAACAACACAACUAAACCGGAUGGCCAUCUGUCUGAGGGGUUUAGGUGGGGUCUUCCUCCAUGACAAAAAGAAAGAAAGGGGUUGGACUGCAUGCAAACUACAAAUCCCAGCACCCCAUGGCAUGGACUCCAUGCAUUUCAAUUAGAGGCCUCUUCCUUCUCCCUUUCCCCACCAUCCAACCCACUGACCCAGUUCCAUGGCUCCGCAGGCAGGAAAGGCUAGGACGGAUAGAACAAAGGAAGGAGGGAGGGAAGGGAAGUGAAGGAACACCAAGGACAAGAGCCCUCCCUCUCUGCCCGGAAGGCCAAGAGCAAAAGGAAGAGAAAGACCAUUGAAUCCGGUUAUAUUUACCCUCCUUUCUGACCAGUGUGUUCUUAUCAGCGAGCUCAGGAUCGGAACAGAGAAAGGGAACAGCAUAGGAAUAAAGGAAACAAGGAGAGCACCCACUCUAUCUAUCCAUCCACUUAUCUAUCCAUCCACUCACCCACUAAUAAUAAACACCUACACAGGCAAGAAUCAGCCAUGCACUGAGGCUACAAGGCCAUUCAGUGCUCAUCCACCUCCCCAAUCCCUACAUUCACACUUGGCCUCCAAAAAAAACAAUUACAAUAAUAACAAUGACAACAACAACAAUAAGAAUCAACACCAUCACAGGCAAGAAGCAGCCAGGCACUGAGGCUGAGAGGCCAGUGCUACACUGGGCCUCCAAAAAAAACAAUACAAUAGCAUCUAACUUAUCCAACCUUCAUGACCACUACAACAACAACAAUAAUAAACGCCUACACAGGCAAAACAAAAAAAAGACUAUUAUACCCCAAUAAAAAUAUAAACCGCACUCAGCAGAAUCAGACAUCAUGAUUAACAACAAACCAAAGACAACAGGGAUCUCAAGCAAUUAUCAAUCAACACAAAAUUUGAAGAAGGUAACAGACUUCAAAUACUACUACUAAUGUGAGUAUAAAGAAGGGUGGAGGCCACAGCAUAAAUACAACCUAAUGUAGACUGACCAACACCACCAGACUAAGCCACAGCAACGUGUGGCCGGGCACAGCUAGUUCAUAUAUAAAGAACAAAGCAACAAUCAUAUGCAUCAUUGCUAAAGAGGAAUUCACAUUGAGCUGAGGGCCCUUUCACACUACAUAAAUAUAUCAUAACAGCACAUUCCACCCAAUGGAUCCUAAGAUUUGUAGUUUACAGAGAUGUACUUAGACCUUUCUUUUAGAGGACUGUAGUGCAUCAGCAUAUUAACUAAUGUGAAAUCAAAGUGCUACAUUUCUGUAGUUUGAAGAAGGGAGAACAAUGCUUCUUCCUGACUGGGAAGGGAUGCUGUUCUUCCUCCCACCCCUUCUUCCUUCCUUCCUUCCUUCCUUCCUUCCUUCCUUCCUUCCUUCCUUCCUUCUUCUCUCUCUCUCUCUUUUCUCUCUUUCUCUCUGCUUGGCAUGGCUUCUGUAAACAUAUUGCAUCAUGUUUCACUUUCUUAUUAAGGGAUUAAUCCCUUCAUAAAAUAAUUCCAAGAACAAUUCAUGGAAGGGGGUCCUCAGAGCCAAAUCAAAAGCGACAAAAGUCCAGAAGAAGCAGUAAAGGAACAGCAACUUCCUGGGAAUUAAAAGCAUGCCUUUAUUGGAUGAAAUGCAACAAUAACUCUAUCUCACCUCCCAGUGGGCAGGCGUGGUGGCUCUCUUAACCUGCUUGUCUAGGCUGGAUAUACACCUCAGCAGUGAAAGACUCCAGAAACAUUACAGGAAGGGAAAUGGUACAGAGGGUAGGAGGAGCACUGCAGUAGUUGAGAUGGCCGUUUCCUUGAAGCCUCUCUGCCUGGACUGAGCUCCUCCAGUGCCUGUGGGAUUCAGUUUCAAGUCUUUUUGAUCAAGUUUGCAAGACUCCUAGCAAUCAUAUAUUUACAGAAACAGUGCUUACUAAGAUCUUUUUGCCCAGACAAAAGGCCUGUAUUGAAUUCUUAUUCUUUUUGAUAUUUCUGCAGAUUUUGACACAGCUGCUCAUGUUCUUCUUUUGUAUUCAUCCAGCACCUAGGAUUUACUGAUUCUGACCUCAGCUCAUUUAUGUCUUAUCACUUAGGCGGGUCAUUUAAUGUGUUGCUGGAUUUUCUUUUCCCCAUUCAGUCAGGGUUCCACAGAGAUCUGUUCUGAGAUCCUUCUGGCUUUCUCUUUAUACAGUCUGUCCUUGGGUAAUUUUAUUUAUCUGUAUUGACUUUAGUAUCAUCUUUUGUUAUAACAUUCAGCUGUAUCUUUCCACUCCAGAAUUUUUUUCGGAUGUUCAGCAUGUCUCCACUAUUUUGGCACAAAUGUUUCAUUAUUGCCUAAAAUGUAAUAUGGAAAUGAUGUGAUUAUUUUUUUUCUCCUUUUCUUUCCAAUGUACAUUCUCUAUAAUUGUUACUAAAACUGCCCUCUAUCAUAUGGAGGAAGCACAUAGCCUUAAUUUUAUUUUCCUCUUUAUCUUUUAUUCCUCAUAUGGGAGAUGUAACUAAGUCAUUACACUUUUUCUUUAUAAUAUUGCCAAAAUAAGACCUUUGCUCGCUCGCUCUCUCUCUCUCUCUCUCUCUCUCUCUCUCUCUCUCUCUCUCUCUCUCUCUCUCUCUCUCUCUCUCUCUUUGCCUGCAAAGACUUUCAUUCAUGCCUUGGUCAUUUCCUGUCUUCAUUAUUAUAAUCCUCUUUUGACUGGUAUUCCAUUAACUCAGCUUAACACAUUGGUUUCAGUUUAACACUAUGUUGCUAAGGCUGUCUCGUUGGCCCAUCAUUUUAAUCAAGUUACAACCUUUGUCAAAGCAAUGGACAACCAAUGAAGGAGCACUGAAAGUAGAAUAUCCCUUCAUUGGUUGUCCAUUCCUUUUAUGAUACAGUAAAAGCUUCUUGCUUUACAUUUUAAAGCCCUUCAUUUAGUUUCUCUGUAUCUUACAGCCUUUGUUUAUCUUUGCUUCACUGUUCAGGACCUUUCUUCUGUGAAUUCAUUUCUCAUCCAACCAAAUGUUUCUUCUUCUUAAAUUGGUUUCACAGUUUUUCUCUUUCUGUCUUGAAGAAUUGGCCUCCUGUGAACAUUAGGUAAAGGUAAAGGUUUCCCCUGACGUUAAGUCCAGUCGUGUCCGACUCUGGGGGUUGGUGCUCAUCUCCAUUUCUAAGCCGAAGAUCCGGCGUUGUCCAUAGACACCUCCAAGGUCAUGUGGCCAGCAUGACUGCAUGGAGCACCGUUACCUUCCCGCUGGAGCGGUACUUAUUGAUCUACUCACAUUUUCAUGCUUUCGAACUGCUAGGUUGGCAGAAGAUGGAGCUAACAGUGUGAUCAUUAGUCUUUCUGAUUUUUAGAGGCAUCUCAUGUCUGUCACCCUUCCAGGACAAUUUAGUUUGCUAUGUUCAAAAAUUCAAAAAUUGAUGCUACCUCAUCAAUUACCAAAAGAUAUAGAGCAGAUUGGUUCGAUACUGAGUGCCAAUCCAUCAGGAAAAGACUUAAGAGCCUAAUGAGAAAGACACAGGGGUCUCAAUCUAAGACUAUACACAACAAUAUGUUAGAACUGAGAAGGAAAUAUAAGCAAACCAUUAGAGCAAAAAAGAAAACCCAUUCAAUAUCCAUCUGGAAUGGGUUAGAACUCGCUGCUAAAGGGAGGAACACAGUCCUCUUCUGGAAUUCAGUAGCUGGAAUUCUUAAAGAAAGGAAAUAUGCAUUUGAUGCCCCUAUUCCUGCAGCGAAUUGGGAGAUCUAUUUCUCUCAACUGUUUGCCCCCUCGCCCCUUCCAAAGAAAUACCUUACUCCUAGUAUAGACAGCCCCGAAAAUUUGCCAGACUGGCCCCCGACUACCGUACAGGAAAUAAAGAGUAUAAUUGAAAGCCUUAAUAACAAUAAAGCUCCUGGAGAAGACUUUUUACCACCAGAGUUAUUCAAAUCCAACCCUGACUGGUGGGCCCCCCUAAUAGCAGGUCUAUGUACUCACAUAAAUAACACUGCCAACAUUCCUACAGGUUGGAAAUUGGCAAUAAUUAUCCCUAUUUACAAAAAAGGGUGCAAAAAAGAUCCAAAAAUCUACAGACCUAUCAGCCUAAUAGAUAUAGUGGCCAAAAUCUACUCUAAAGUGCUUCUUUCUAAAUUAGAGCUUUGGGAAUAUGAAAAUAAAAUUCUAUCAGAAGAACAAGCCGGCUUCAGAUCAGGAAGAUCCACCAUGGAUAACUGUUUUAUCCUAAACCACCUAAUAUACAAAUAUCUAAAAAGAAAGAGUAGACUUUAUGUUGCUUUCAUUGAUCUAAAAGCAGCCUUUGACAGCAUCAACAGAGAGCUGCUCUGGCAAAAACUAAUAGACAGUAGAUUACUACUCCUGAUCAAAAGUUUAUACUCCAACAACCAUAUCCAGGUUAGGACGGGAAUCAGUGGUGCCUUGACAAAGAGAAUUGACUCCUGCAAAGGUGUAAGACAAGGCUGUUUAUUAGCCCCUUUACUUUUCAACCUUUAUAUCAAUGACCUGCCAGACCACCUCAGCAGCUCCGAGGUCCAUAUGCCUAUAAUUGGUAACAGACACAUAAAUACUCUUCUAUAUGCGGAUGACAUGGUUCUGAUGUCUAACACCCAAAUAGGUUUACGAAGAUUACUGAUCAAACUUAACAUCUACGCCCACAAAAAUGAGCUGACAAUAAACAAAACCAAGUCAAAAAUUAUGGUGUUCGGAAAACGCCCAUCUAGACACAAAUGGGUUCUAGAUGGAGAACAUAUAGAACAGGUUAGCUCUUUUACAUAUCUAGGCUUAGUAUAUUCAGAGACUGGCUCUUGGCUAGCACAUUCUCAAUCUUGUGCAAUCAAAACCAGGGCACGCUCUAACACACUGGCAAGACUGCUAACCCAUAGAUAUCCUGGCUCUUUAACUCCAAUAAUCAAAGUUUAUAAAGCAAAAAUCCUCCCCAUGAUACUAUAUGGAGCAGAAAUCUGGGGCCUAAGCCAACUACCAAUACUAGAACAAACACAAUCAAAAUUUCUAAGACAGAUACUUGGCGUUGAUGCUGAGACCACCGCUGCCGCAGUUAGAGCAGAGUUAGAAAUACAUUCUAUCGAAGGUCUUGCCAAAAUCAGGGCCUUUAACUAUUGGUCUAAAAUAAAAAAUCUCGAAAAUAACAGACUGCCGAAAUUGUGUUUCUUAGAACAAUCUAAUGGCUUUAACCAAGACUCCUGGGCAGAACAACUAGCAAGGUUUCUUCGCUCCUGUGGUUUACAAAUUACUUCAUCAGACCAGAAUAGGGAUGCCGAAAAAAGGACAGUAAUCCAAAGAAUCCUAGAUAUUGAAGCCCAAAAAGACAUAGCCACCCUGUCUAAUACAGGAUCUCUGAAGUGGUUAGGGCGCUUUAAACGUAAUUUCCAGAGGGCACUGUACCUAAAAGCAGAUAUGCCAAGACACCUAAGAAUCACUUUCACCAGGGCAAGAUUCGAACAAAUGGAGUCCAUGGAGAGACACGGCAGAUUCAAUCAUAUCCCAUAUGAAGAAAGAUUAUGUAUUUGUGGCAGCCCUGAAGUUGAAAAUUUGAACCACAUUUUGCACAACUGUAACCUAUAUAAAAAAGAAAGGAAACAAUACUUAUGGCCUUUUAUUGGUAAUAAAACAAGCUGGGUUAUUGAAGCCAAAACUUCAUUUUUAUUAGCCGGUUAUAACCCCACUCUGACAACAAAAGUGGCCCUGUAUUUGUUUAAAGCUGCUAAAAGGAGAUCAGAGUACAUAGAUCAGAUUGGGGUGCAGUGUAGGGGAGACGAGGAUAGUUGAUGCAUAGAUCUUUAGCUAAACUACAUUGGCACCAAGCAGGCAGACACCUGUAUAUCUGUAUUUUAUUUUAAGUGAACCAGAUGUAUGUUGUAUGUUGUUUUUGUAUUGUCUGUCCUUGAUAAGGCCAACUGGCUAAUCAAUAAAUAAAUUGUUGUCCAGAUUUCCUGCUGAGCCGCAGUAUAGCUGGGCCAGUUUCAUGCUCUUUAACCAUCUCUUCCAGUGGAGUAAUCACCUGUACUUGCUGCAGUUCUCUUCUUCUACAUCCUCAUACAGAAAAACAAAUAUGACACAGUGGCUUGUUCACUAUCCACAUUUUCCCCCUAAAAUUAUGUAAGCAGAAAAAGAUAUCCCCCUUAGACUCCCCUAUUAACUGCCCAAGCAAAAUACCUGUGUAUGCUCCCUAUUUACUAAUCUUCACAUUUCAUACUGCAUGGUAUAGUGUUUCUGGUGUUAUACUUCAAGGGACUGAGUUGGAAACCUGCUGGAUGACCUUUAAGUAAGUCUCACUCCCUCAGCUUCAGAGGAAAGCAAAAGCAAGCCUUGGAAUAAAUCUUUCCAAGAAAACUCUGUGCAGAGUCUCCAUAGGUCAAUGUUGACUUGAAUACAAUAAGUUUAUUUUGUGUAGCUAGCAGUGUUUCACCCAAAUCAGUGACUCCUUCCCAGGAGGAAUUCCUCUUUUUUUAUACCACAUUUGUCACAGAUGUGACUCACAAACAGGUCUUUGCAGAGUAAGUUCAAUGUCAUGGCUUGACAGGUUGACAUAAUGCAGUCAGUGUUACCCAACAUAGUGUUGUCCCAGGUGCAUGUUUCACCAUGCAUCGUGGUGAAUACGUGGGGGCCCAGCAGGGUGUGUGGGGAACCCAUUGCUCUAUGCCCCGCAUCACCUCACUUACCUUUGCCCCCAUCUCACAGGGGAAGCAUCCACCGCCUGGCUUCCUCUCAUGUUGCAAAUGAAACAUGGGAAGCUUCCCAUGUACACCAUUUCCUUUCCCCUUUUGCCACAAAGUCCCACUGUAAGUAGAUGUAUAUUAUAGAAUGGGCUCCGUGGCAAUAGGGGAGAUGAUUAGGCUUACAGCAGGCAAAUUAACCCAUAUGAUGAGGCUGCCAAUGUGUCAGACUAAGGUUCCUGCCAUCUUUGGCAAGCAUGGCCUAAUGACUACAAAUAAAGAGUCCAGCAUUUCUGGAGGCCACCAGAUUUGGGGGGGGGGGGGGAAUGAGACAGAGCAACUGUGUGUCACCUUCACAUGACAGCUCUAAGAUACUGAUAGCAUUCUGCUAUUUGAUCCCUCCAUUAUAUUUGGAUGAUAAGAAAAUGCAAAGAACUGCAAAGGUAUCAUUUGUAGUUUAAAAGACUCAUCUUUUUAAAAAUGUCUACCAAGGUAACUGUUUUUGGAGGCAUGAUACAAAAUAAUUUCUGAAGAAAAUAAAGUAAAUACAAUUGAUAGUCUAGCACUUCCUUUGUCCAAUCAUCUUGCAGAAUUCAGUGAGGAUAAAUUCUUUGAAAUGGAAAAACACAGAUCACCCCAGCCUGCUGAGUAACCUAAUACCAUAGAGUCAAGGGAAAGUGAUUUAAAUGUCUAGAUACUAAGACACUAUGACACAGACUUGUAAUGGAAAAAGGUCAACCAAGAUCCUUGAAAUGCAUAUAAAUCUGUUAAUAAACUCUGAUAACUGCUCAUAGAUUGAGCAACAUGUCCCAUGGGAUACUGUUCAAAUCAAUAGGCAGUGAAAAUGUAGUCAAGGACAAAGGACAUCAAGACCCAGAACAAUAAAUCUGUAAGGAUUUAGGAAUGUAGUGAAAGUCACCAAACAAGCAACCUAUCCUCAUUUAUCAGGAUCACUCAGUAAGCUCUGGAAAUUUCCUGAGUUCACUUUUAACUAUAUUUUCCUAGUUCUUAAUGUAAUCAGAAUUUUUCCCAAUCAAAUAUGCACAACUAUUGUUUUUUUGAGGGGGCGGGGAUUUAUACAAUCUGAAGAGAAACCAGCGUAUGCACACAACUAUUAUUUAUCCAUUGAAAUAAUAUAAACCUUUCUUCCUUAGACAAUAUUAAUUGUGUUCUUAUAGAGUUAUAUAUUAUACAUUUAAUUUAAGAAAUGAAUGAAAGUUUUAAAAGAACACAGUAAAAAUAGAUCCAUGGAAAGGUAGUUUUUUCUUUAAAUGUUUCUAUGUAUACACUGUCAAAACAUGCAUUUCACACAUAGUAAAGCUGAAAUGGGGGGGGGGGGACUACAUUAUUUUUCUAUAGCAUAUUGUCCUGUGCUUUUUAAAAUGUUUAAAAAUAGAUGGUAGCAUGUUUAAACAGCAGAACUAAUGUGUUAUAUCUAUUCCCAAAGACUUCUUCAUAGGCAGAUGAACAGAUGCUUGCCAGGUAUUAAAGAAGGAAAGGAAUUAUAGAGCGGAAAGAGAGGACAGGUAGUCAUGUGCCCUCUGUACAAAAAGAUAAAAUAAAGGGUGUCUACAUUUUAUUACUGAAUUUGAAGACCUCUUACUAUCUUAGGAAGUACACAGAAGGGGGAAAAGAAGGGUAAAGCUCCCAAUAAAAUAAAAGAUACCAUACUGAAUAAUGAAUAAGAUGUGAGAAGAAGCACUCUUGAAGCUCUGUGGGAAGUUGUGUGCUGAUCAAGCAACAGUCUGUUCAAGAACAUUCAUCCUCUGUCAGCAAUUCUCCAAGGUCUCCGGCUAAGCUCUUCCCCAACUUCACUAUUGAGUCCCAUUAAUUGCCAAUGUCAAGGACUGAACUUGGACCUUUUGCCUGCAAUGUAUAUGCUUUUCCAUUGAGCUGGUAUCCAUUGAAACUGGUCUGUGAUACAGACAAUGUAGAAUCAGGUCCAAAGCCAUGGUGAGAAGCAAUAAGGUGAACUGGCAAAAUGGAGAAUGGGGAAUUCUAAUCAACUUAGAAAAAAUGCAUAGAAGAAUCUUAGGGAAGACAUAGAAAGACUGAUGCAUUAAAAAUAAAAACCUGGAUUCAGGUAGGGAAAGCCAGAACUUUUGGAUAAGCAGGUGACAUCCUAUUGUUCUGUUUAGGACUCCUGGCAGGAAGAAUUCAUUUUCACAUUAAGCUCAGUAAGCUUAUAGCUCCUUCCCUAGUUAAGGCCUCAAGCAAGAGUACUUUUCUUCAACAGGCUUGUUAGAAAAUCUGGAGUGGGCUAUUUUUUAUUUUAUUUUUAAAUAUAUAUUUCUGUAUCUUUAUUGGGAAAGUGUUUAGAUACAAGGCUUACAUUACAGUUUAAAGUUACCAUUAGUUGGAUGUAGAAUAGAACAAGAAACAAAGUGAAAUAACAAACAAUGAUUUUUAAAAAAAGGAGAUCUAGAAGCAUGUUGAGAUCAGGUGAAAAGGAGCUUGGCUUAGUUUGUGUCGAUUGUGGUGUCCAAGACAUGCUAACAAGCCUGGCCUGAAUCAAGGAACAGGGCCUGGUAGAAACAUUGCAUCUGCCAAUAUCUUUCCACUGCUUCCUUUGGCAGGAUUUGGCAGGAUAGAGUGGAACCACAGUAAACAUCUAUUGUGCUUUAUUACUGGUGCCACACAGGAAGGGAUGGGAAAUGGAUUCUAAAUUCUAAACUCCAAUCUGUAUGCAUGUGAGAAAAGCAACUAAUUAACUGAUUGGGGAGAGUGAAAAGUGGGGAUCUGAGUGCAGGGAAGAACAUCAUGUGCAUUAUCAAAAGGCUUACAGAACAUUUUGUUUCUGAACAAAGCUUAGGAUACCUUGUACAUUCCAGGGCCCAGCUGUGUGGGGUCAUUGUCUGGCUUCCAGAGUAAAUAUAAAAUUAUUCAUCCAUUUGUUCAUUGAUUUAUGAUUUGUGGAUCCUGGAUUUUUUUUAAAUUAGUGUUACAAAAAAGGAGGUGAAAUCAGGUAUGAUCAUUCUGCUAGUGUAGCUGUUGCCAGUAGAAUCAAGAGCAAGUUAAUUCAUGGGGUUACCAUAAGUCAAAAUGUGACUUGAAGAUGCACUCAAAGUCACCAUCAUCCUGUAGGCCUUUAAAACCUGCUCCAAAUGAUUGUUUCAAGCAUGGUGGUACUCCAAGGGGAAAGAGACAGAAAAGGAAAGUCCUAUAAAGAUAACAGAUGUCUUCCAGCCAAAGCUGUAGCUAGGAGGAAGGGGGCAAAAUGAGUGCUUUGCUCCCUGAAGAAUUCUGUCUCCAAAAUGAAUUUUUUUAGUCAUUUUUCAUUGGAGGAUCAUACUUACUCCUCAAACCAGAAUGCAAAAUUACUAGCUCAAACUGGAAAAAAAUGAUGAAUGGGCAUUGAUUCCUGGAUAUUGUUUAUUUGUAGCAGGAGUUGUUCUGCAUCAGUAACAGCUGGGCUCUUCCAUGUCAACUGAAUAUUGACUACAUACUGUUAAAGGAUUUGUCUAAGGUACUAGACCAGGCCUACACAACAUGUGGUCCCCGGGCUACCUGUUACCUACAGAAGCCAUUGGUGUGGCCCACAGGAGGGAGGGGGGAAGAAAAAGGGAGAGAGAAAAGAGAGGGAAGGAAGGAGAGAGGGAUAAAAAGAAGGAAGGAAGAUAGGUAGGAAACAGAGAGAGAAGGAAUUCACAAUUCAGAAAGUGUGGUGUAGUGGCUUGAAGCUUGGACUACAGCUGUGCACCCACUGUAUGACUUUAGGCAAAUCACACUCUCCCAACCUCAGAGGAAGACAAACACCCUUUUGAAUAAAUCUUGACAGGAAAACUCUGUGUUAGAGUUACCCUAAGUCUGAAACAACGUGAAGACACACAACAAGAGCAAUCCUAACCAUUAAUUAUAUCUUACCUGGAAAGUGGGGUACUAAAAACCUAUUUAUGGCCCCAAGAGGCUUAGCCUAUCUAAUUUUGGCCCCUUACUACUGACAAGUUGUGCCAGCCUGUUCUUAACAUAUUUUGGGAGUUUGUGUUCAGUACUUUGGACAGCUUUGGACAGUACUAGGAGCUCCAGUGGCGAAGUGUGUUAAAGUACUGAGCUGCUGAACUUGCAGACCGAAAGGUCCCAGGUUCAAACCCCGGGAGCGGCAUGAGCAGCCGCUGUUAGCUCCAGCUCCUGACUGGACUUAAUGUCAGGGGAAACCUUUACCUUUACCUACUUUGGACAGCUCCUUUAAAAUUUACAGUGUGGAGUGAAUCCACCAAUCCGCUCACAUGGGAAUCUCCAAAGUUCUACAUGAAAAAAGAAAAUUAAUUCCCGAAAUGAAGGUGUCUGAUCUUGAAAUGAAGAAGCAUGAUAAUCAGUGGACAACUCCCAUCACUUCACAUAUUCCUUCAUGGAUUUUCUCUAAAUCACUGUUCCUAUUUGGUAAUACUUGAGAUCAAUUUUUUAAAACAUAAUUAGAAAUUGAAAGAAGGAAUUAGGAAAAACUUAAUGCAUUGGAAAGAGGACUGAAGAGACAAGAACAGAUAUAACAGUGUUCUCUUCUCUAAUUAGUCAGCGCUUCCUGAAUUUUAGAAGUAUUUUUAAUACCUUGCUUCCAAGACUGUGGUGCUGAAGUAAUCUACUCCUUAAAAAAAACUGUUUUCCACUUCUCCUCCCUCCCAAACUUCAUUCACCUAAAAAGCAUGUUUAAUUUUGAGCAUACCAUUGCUUCCAGAUUAGUACAUUUUAAAAAUAAUUUUAUUAAAGGUAGGUCACUAUAAGAGAGCCAGCAUGGUAUAGCAGUUUGAGUGUUGGAUUCAGACACUGGAUGAAAUAUAAGGUUGAAAUAUCAAUUCAGCCCAUAGGUGAUUUGGAAGUCAAAGGCAACUCUCCACUAGACCAAUCUUGCCAGGAAAAUCAUGUGAUAUAUUCACCUUAGGGUCACCCUAAGUCAGAAAUUACUUAAAGGCACAGAGUGAUUACAAUAACCAAAGACCUAAAAUCCGUAGAAAGGAAAAAUCUAGAAGUAUUAAGAAAACACAUGGAGGGGAAUUUAAAGGAUUAUAAUAAUCUGUGAUUAUCAUGGUUCGGCAGAAUAGCCCUAGUAAAAAUUAAAGUCUUACCCAAAAUAAAUUUCUUGUUCAGAAUGAUACCAUUAAUGAUUUUAGAAAAGGAAAUAAAUAACUGGCAACAAAUGAUAAACAAAUAUUGCAAUAAUGGUAAAAAGAACAGAUUAAACAAACAAAUUUGGUACAACCCCCAAAAAGAAGGAGGAUUGGGCCUUCCGAAUAUAAAAAAAUAUUAUGAGGCAAACCAAUUAAGAUAUGUAGUAGAGAAGAUGAUGGAUGGAGAAGGUUUGGAAUGGAUGGAAUCAGGGAAUAAGGCAGUUGAGUGGAGAAAGGAUAACAUAUUCUUUAAGGAAAUCUCAAAGAAAGAGAUAAAACAAAUUGGAAAUAUAUCAUUAAGAAAUAUAAUGGAAAUAUGGAGUAAAUAUAAAGGACAAUUAAUUAAUAAGAAUUCAGUUUUAACGCCAAUAAUAAUGGAAAAAGAUUUCCCAAAGGAACUAAAAGGAACACUAGAUAAAGAAUUAGAAAAAAGGGAACUAAAAAGGGUAGGAAAUUGGAUAGAACAAAAAAUGGAAAAGGUAAAAAUGAGAGAAGAAUUGAGAGGAAUAAAUAUUUCUUGGAUUCAUUGGAUUCAAUUAGAAAAAUGGAAUGAAAACUGGUGGGCCCAAAAUAAAACUGGAAAACAAAUAACACAAUUUGAGGAAUUAAUAAUAAAAGCAUUAAAAAGAGAAAAUAGUGAGCCAUUAAAAGGAACAACAAGUAAAAUAUCUAAAAUAUUAAUUAAAGACAUAGAAAAAAAAAGAAAAGAUUAACAUUAAGAGAAUCAUGGGAGGAGGAAUUAGGAACAAAGAUAAUGGAAAAAGAAUGGGAGGAGAUAUGGAAAACAAGACAAUUAAAAACAUGUCAAUUAGAAUAAAAGAAAAUUAUUACAAAUUAAUUUGGAAGUGGUAUUUAACACCAAGAAGGUUAAAUAUUAUGAAUAAGAAUAAUAAUGACAAAUGCUGGAGAGGGUGCCAGGAAAUUGGAACCUACAUGCAUAUGUGGUGGGAUUGUAAACAUGUAAAAGGUUUUUGGGAAUUGGUCAUAAGGGAAAUAGAAAAUAUUAUGAAUAUAAAAAUUAGAAGGAAUCCAGUGGAAAUAUUACCUUUAAUUAAAAAAGAGGAUGAGAAAGAUAA
This is a messenger RNA of Anolis carolinensis (green anole), 52534 nucleotides long. It is a transcript of the gene kcnq5, whose product is annotated as potassium voltage-gated channel subfamily Q member 5. Gene Ontology annotation, cellular component: voltage-gated potassium channel complex; membrane. The record is from RefSeq and is a predicted model, not a curated record. Lineage: Eukaryota; Metazoa; Chordata; Lepidosauria; Squamata; Anolidae. Gene Ontology annotation, molecular function: voltage-gated potassium channel activity. Bases 18690 to 21158 code for a protein of 822 amino acids. The transcript is spliced from 2 exons. Gene Ontology annotation, biological process: potassium ion transmembrane transport.